AUGCUGAGCACUGGCGAGGUCUGUGCUCUCCUCCACAGUUGCCGCACGAGCGCUGGUUCCCUGAUGUGCGCUUCUGACUGCUGUCGGCGCUGUCCUUUGAAGUUAGCCAUUUCGCUGUAGCUCUUCCUUUGCUAACAUACUCCACUUUGCAUACUGUGUCACUAAGAACACCAUUGACCGUAUGCGACUAUGAGUCACCUCUAGCUUCACACAUUUUGUAUUGCUCUUUCUAGUGUCAAUUCAUUCUCACCAACUAACUUUUCUCUCAGCCCCUUGUCUCUCACCCCAUGACAAUUAUCUCGUAUCAGCGAGUCUGCAAUUUGACCGAAAUUAAACGACUGACAUUUCAGUUUCAAGUCCAUAAUAAAUUCCUCAAGUCUGUUUCAUUCUGACAUCUACUGUUGAAAACAUACCUCUCAAAUGUCUUGUUUCUUCUGGGAGUUCAAAAAGACUGAAAUUUAGCUAAUACCAGUUCAUAAUCUGCUUGCUCUUCAUCCGUUAGCUGAAAGCUGUUGUAGACAUCAAUGUCGUCCGAGCCAGCUACUGUGAGAAACAGUGCGACCUUCUGUGCGUUGUCUUUUCAGCCGCUCCUAUCGCUUUCAGAUAGAGGGUGAAACGCUGCUUGAACCGCUUCCAUUGCUCUUCAACGUUGUCGUUAAGUUUCAGUUCUGUUGGAGGCUUUAGCUGCUCCUUGUCGUUAGCCAGCUCGCACAGCAAAAUUACUAGUUACAAGCACUGCACGCGCCGUUAGCUCCGGCGUGGUUAUUUUUACCUCAGUCUCGUUAGCCCUGUGGCUAGUUAGCUAACGUUAGCUAAAGUUAGCUAGUUGAUGUGAAGCCUCUUGGCGCCGUUAAGCAUUUUCGACCAAAACUUGAUGAUGGAUGAGUCAAAGGCGAGUUCUGUCAAUCCUGGUACCAUGUUGUAUCUUCUUGUCUAAGAAAUACUAAAGAAAGCAACUGUUCUUUAAAACAUACAGUACCAGUCAAAAGUUUGGACACACCUACUCAUUCAAGGGUUUUUCUUUAUUUUUACAAUUUUUUACAUUGUAGAAUAAUAGUGAAGACAUCAAAACUAUGAAAUAACACAUGGGAUCAUGUAGUAACCAAAAAAGUGUUAAACAAAUCAAAAUAUAUUUUAUAUUUCAGAUUCUUCAAAUGGCCACCCUUUGCCUUGAUGACAGCUUUGCACACUCUUGUCAUUCUCUCAACCAGCUUCACCUGGAAUGCUUUUCCAACAGUCUAUGCUGAGCACUUGUUGGCUGCUUUUCCUUCACUCUGCCGUCCGACUCAUCCCAAACCAUCUCAAUUGGGUUAAGGUCGGGGGAUUGUGGUGGCCAGACCGUCUGAUGCGGCACUCCAUCACUCUCCUUCUUGGUAAAAUAGCCCUUACACAGCCUGGAGGUGUGUUGGGUCAUUGUCCUGUUGAAAAACAAAUGAUAGUCCCGCUAAGCCCAAACCAGAUGGGAUGGCGUAUCACUGCAGAAUGUUUUAGUAGCCAUGCUGGUUAAGUGUGCCUUGAAUUUUAAAUAAAUCACAGACAGUGUCACCAGCAAAGCACCUCCACACCAUAACACCUCCUCCUCCAUGCUUUACGGUGGGAACUACACAUGCAGCGAUCAUCCGUUCAUUCAAUUCAGCAUUCAAUUAAUCAAUGAGUGAGGUUACAUGCACACAGUAAUGCAAUUAUUGUGGAUAAUCAGAUUAAUAUUAUAGUUCGAUUAAAACGUUCACAUGCUUUGCAAGAAGAACAAUUUCCCUAAUAAUCCUAUUUACAUGGACACAUCUAAAAUUAGGCUACCUGAUGGCACUCUGAUAAAUGCAGAAAAUCGGCAUUCAAAAUAAACGUUCUACCACUGCGACCAUGGUAUUUUUGGUAAUCAUAUUUGAUUCUGAGUUCGGACAUAAAGUUUGUGUGAAAACUAUUUCUAAGACGCAUACAUUCAGUUGUUUCGAACUCACUUCACUAAAGAGGGAGGCUCGCUUGGCUGGUGCUAGCACAUGCGCAGAUCAAAUACACUGCUGGAAUGCCGAUUUAAGGUGUUUACCUGUCCUAAUAAUUCGAAAGAUUGCUCAGAAAACCAUAUGUUUUAAUCGUCAUAUGCUUACUUCGAUUUUGACCUUACCCCGAUGUCACGCCCUGGCUCUGGGGACUCUUGUAUGUUGAGCCAGGGUGUUAGUUUCUUUGUGUAGUGUCUAUGUUUCGUUUUCUAUGUUCUGUUCUAGGUUAUGUGUUUCAAUGUUGGCCGGGGUGGUUCUCAAUCAGAGGCAACGUGAAUCAGCUGUUGCUUGUUGUCUCUGAUUGGGAACCAUAGUUAGGCAGCCUGUUGUGCACUUGUGUUUUGUGGGAUCUUGUUCCGUGUUGGUUUGUGUUGUUAACCGAGGACUUCACGUUUCGUUUGGUUGUUUUGUAUUUUGUAUCGUGUUGCCAGUACACUAUUAAAAAGAUAUACGCAUAUCACGCUCCGCCUUGGUCCAAUCAUUAUGACGAUCGUGACAGCCAUUUUUUAAAAUAAAAAAUGGUGUUUACGUGACUAUUGCAUAAUCUGCCUACUGCCAUAAUCAGUUUAAUAUUGAAUUUUUACUGUGCAUUUAAACUUAUUCAAUAAAGAUUGAAUUGAACCUAUAUCUGGAGAAUAAUUAUAAGGGGAAGUAUCUCCUGCUACAUUGUGGGUUACAGCUAAGGUGGUUAUCAGAGGGAAGAUCAUAGCCACAUCAUCUCUCAAGAAAAAGAUUAAAGCACAGAAACUGCUGAAAUUACAGAAACCCAGUGUGGAAGAACUUGACUGGCCUGCACAGAGCCCUGACCUCAACCCCAUCAAACACCUUUGGUAUGAAUUGGAACGCCGACUGCGGGCCAGGCCUAAUCGACCAACAUCAGUGCCCGACCUCACUAAUGCUCUUCUGGCUGAAUGGAAGUCCCCGCAGCAAUUUUCCAACAUCUAGUGGAAAGCCUUCCCAGAAGAGUGGAGGCUGUUAUAGCAGCAAAAGGGGGACCAACUCCAUAUUAAUAUCCAUGAUUUUGGAAUGAGAUGUUCGACAAGCAGGUGUCCACAUACUUUUGGUGAUGUAGUGUAUAUUGCGUGAGAUUCAAAAGGUCAAACAGGAAAUUGAUCAGAUUUAUAGUGAAGAAGUAGAGAAAAAUCUCAGGUUCCUGAAACAACGAUAUUAUGAACCCGGCUCAAAGGCAACAACAUUACUAGAAUGGAGACUCGGAAAACAACAAGCACAGAAUACAAUAUUCGAAAUAAAAGACCCUAAAAUAACGAUGAUUACAUGCAAAUGGGAUGAAAUACAGAAUGCAUUUGAAUCAUAGUAUACAAAUCUGUACAAGCAACCAGAGAAGGCAGAUACACAGACAAUAUAGUUGUUGUUUUUUACUUGAUCUCCCCUCAAUUGGGACACAGCAAAAUGAUAGACUUCAGAAAUAACCAUUGAAGAAAUGUAAUAAUGCAAUAUCUAAUCUAAAAGCAAACAAAUCUCCAGGCACUGAUGGCUUCCUUUCAGAAUGGUUCAAAGCCUUCAGAGAACAACUAGCACCUCUACUUCAGGUCUGUUUGAACUAGACUCUAUGGGAGGGGGAUCUACCACCAUCGGGGAGAGAAGCCAUAAUAUCUGUAAUUCCAAAGGAGGGUAAAGAUAAGAAGGAAUGCAGUUCCUAUAGACCUAUUACAAUUCUUAAUGUGGAUUAUAAACUGUAUGCAUCAAUAAUAGCCAAAAGAAUGGAGGACAUAAACCCAGAAUUGAUUGAUGGAGAUCAAACUGGUUUCAUACGAAAUAGACAGACACAGGACAACAUAAGGAGAACACUACAUGUCAUGGACCACAUCACUCAGGAUAAAAGUGCUAUAUUAACCAGUCUAGAUGCAGAUUAAGCAUUUGAUUCAGUGGGAUGGGAUUAUCUAUUCCAAGUUAUGGAUAGAUUUGAUUUCAACAAAGAAGUGAUACAGUGCAUCAAAACACUAUAUUCAUCUCCGACUGCCAGAAUAAAAGAUUAAUGGACAUUUGUCACAAACAAUACGUCUAAAAUGAGGGGCAAGAUAAGGCUGUAAUCUUUAACCCACGCUCUUCUUGUACACCGAGCCAUUAGCACAGGCAAUAAGACAGGACCCAUCCUUAGAGGGAAUAACAUUAAGAGGCAGUGAACUAAGAUAUGCAUGUAUACUGAUGACGUUCUGUUUUUUCUUAAAGACCCAGGUUCAAGUGUACCUAGAAUGAUGAAUGUUUUACAAACAUUUGGAACAUUUUCAGGGUAUGUGCUUAACUUAGACCCAAGCCCUAGUAUAUAAUUAUACCCACAGCAAGAGCUGAAGAGCAGAUGUAACUUCCAGUGGACCUCUUCAUCCAUUAAGUAUCUUGGAGUAAAUCUACCAAAAGAUACAACAAAACUUUAUGAAAUGAAUCAUGUUCCCAUCAACAAGAAAAUAUGUUGACCUGGACAGGUGGAAUUCACUUCCUUUGGAUCUUAGUAGUAGAAUUUCAACAAUUAAAAUGAAUAUCCUGCCGAGGUUACUGUAUUUGUUCCAGUCACUGCCCAUAGAAAUCCUACCUAAACAGUUAGGGAAUGGGACAAACGGAUAUCAAGGUUUUAUCUGGAACAGUAAGAGGCCAAAAAUGUAGUAUACAACAUUACAAUUACCAAAACACAGGGGGAGUAUGGCCUUACCAAGCCUAAAAUAUUAAUUUUGGAUCCAUACUUGGAAGUUGUCUAAUUCAAGGAUGAUGUUACUGUAACUAAUCUGAUGUAUGUAUGAUGUGUGCUGUACCUCUGUAGCUCAGCUGGUAGAGCACGGCGCUUGUAACGCCAAGGUAGUGGGUUCGAUCCCCGGGACCACCCAUACACAAAAAUGUAUGCACGCAUGACUGUAAGUCGCUUUGGAUAAAAGCGUCUGCUAAAUGGCAUAUUAUUAUUAUUAUUAUUAUUACCUGCCUGCCUGUUUUGUGUUUUUGUGUAUGUGUAUUCUUCAAUAAAAAGAAAGUAUAUAAAAAUAAAAGUUAUGUGAAAUUGUUCCAAACUUGCAUGAAUUGUUUUAUUACUGCUCUUGGGUCUGGGAUAGGUAUAAACAGUGUGUUAAUAUAAUAUUUGAUCACUUCAAUCUUUUACUAGGUACAGUUGAUUUUCUAUAAUAAUGCCAGAAUCUGGCAUUCUUCAUUGGAGAUUAGUACUUCUUUAUAGAAGUGAGUUUUCUUUCCAAACCAUUGUUUAUUUUCUGCAGCGACUGCUUGCAUAACAGUAGCUGAGGUCAUAGCUUCAUAAUGACUGGAUGUUACAGUAAUGAGGCUGCCCUCCCAUACCCCCCUGUCCUGCUCUUGACAUUUCACAUUGACAUUUCUCCACUCUACGAAACAUCAACUUUUUAAUGAGCACAUGAUGAGUUCGGAGACUGUUUGUGUGUUUUUACGAUUGUAUUUAUCCUCAUGUUUUCCAAGCCCCAUUGUAAAUAUUCUAAUGGAGGGCAGUAAUAUCAGCCAUUAUGAAAAGCCAAUUCUGUCGCAUGCCUUUUUGUACUGUAGAUCAUUGUAUACUAAGGUGUGUAUGUGUGCGCAUGCAUGUGCAUGUCUGUGUGCCUGUGCAAGCCUGUCCGUCUGUGUGCGUCUGUCUUUACUUGCUUUAUGUGAGUCUGGUUCCAGUCCUAAGUGGGUAACUCACACUCUGUUCUUCUGUCCUUGUCUCCCCUGCAGGUGUGCAUCGUGCAGAAGAGGGACACAGAGAAGAUGUACGCCAUGAAGUACAUGAACAAACAGCAGUGCAUAGAGCGAGACGAGGUCCGAAACGUCUUUAGAGAGCUAGAGAUCCUACAGGAAAUUGAACAUGUUUUUUUAGUAAACCUCUGGUGAUUAUCCUGUGUUUUUUUUCAUUUUAAAUACUGUUUGUAUGUUUUGCAUGCCACUGCUGGUACCCUGUGUGUGUGUGUGUGUGUGUGUGUGUGUGUGUGUGUGGGUGGGGGGGGGGGGGGGGGGGGGCGGCAGCAGCAUGUGUGAAUGCGAGCCCAUUGCACCCCACAUUUCUUAAUUGUUGUACUGUAAAGUCAGAAGACCUCAUAUUUCCUUCCCAGGAGUAUGAUAUCUGGGUGAAGUAGGGAACCAGUUUCAUUAUUUAACCAUCUCCGUGUCUCUGCAGCACAUAUUCUAAAUAUAAUUGGGCAGGUGGCACAAUGUUCACAGCAUAUUACACCAAAGCACUUUACUCCUGUGUAAUUGGUAGAAUGAUAUUGCACAUGGUGUUUAUCUCCUCUGAGUAAUUGAUAUAGGGAGCAUCAAUAAUUUCAUACACACCCUUUAUUACAUAAAGGAUUUGAGCAGAGACAUACACAAAGACUAAAGUGCACCCGCACUCACUGCCAAUUAUUACUGUAAGUCUUGUGUAUGCAUGUUUUUAUUUUUUUCCAAAGUUGCCGAUGAUUAAAGUUUUAAUAACACUGAAAAAUAAAAAAUAGUCUCCAAGAGAAGCUUCCUUCCAACUAAAAUAAGCAGAGGGUUUUUUAAUGAGCUGGUAGUAGUAGGGCCAGUGUAUUUCUUUAAUAUUAUAAUUCCCUCAAGUAGUGUACAUCUGCCAGCCCCAUCCUUGUUCUAGUUUCUCUGCUUUGCUCUGCUUGGCACUGUAUUUGUGCAUCUAUGCACAUCAAAGCCCCAUUAGCGACAAAGAAAGCAGACCGCAGCGGAAUGGAUAGGCGGGAAUUAUCGUGCUCCUUAGAUUGCACCUCAUCUUCCUGCGAAUCAAAUCAAAUCAAAUUUUAUUGGUCACAUGCGCCGAAUACAACAGGUGCAGACAUUACAGUGAAAUGCUUACUUACAGCCCUUAACCAACAGUGCAUAUUUUUUUUUUUUUUAAGUUAAAAAAUAUUAAAAAAAAAAAAAAAUGUUGAGAAAAAAAAGAGCAGAAGUAAAAUAAAGUGACAGUAGGGAGGCUAUAUAUACAGGGGGGUACCGUUGCAGAGUCAAUGUGCGGGGGCACCGGCUAGUUGAGGUAAUAUGUACAUGUGGGUAGAGUUAAAGUGACUAUGCAUAAAUAAUUAACAGAGUAGCAGCAGCGUAAAAAGGAUGGGGUGGGGGGGGCAGUGCAAAUAGUCCGGGUAGCCAUGAUUAGCUGUUCAGGAGUCUUAUGGCUUGGGGGUAGAAGCUGUUGAGAAGUCUUUUGGACCUAGACUUGGCACUCCGGUACCGCUUGCCGUGCGGUAGCAGAGAGAACAGUCUAUGACUAGGGUGGCUGGAGUCUUUGACAAUUUUGAGGGCCUUCCUCUGACACCGCCUGGUAUAGAGGUCCUGGAUGGCAGGAAGCUUUGCCCCAGUGAUGUACUGGGCCGUACGCACUACCCUCUGUAGUGCCUUGCGGUCGGAGGCCAAGCAGUUGCCAUACCAGGCGGUGAUGCAACCAGUCAGGAUGCUCUCGAUGGUGCAGCUGUAGAAUUUUUUGAGGAUCUGGGGACCCAUGCCAAAUCUUUUCAGUAUCCUGAGGGGGAAUAGGCUUUGUCGUGCCCUCUUCACGACUGUCUUGGUGUGAUCCUUAGCUUAGUGAUGAGCUUAGAGGGCACUAUGGUGUUGAAUGCUGAGCUGUAGUCAAUGAAUAGCAUUCAAACGUAGGUGUUCCUCUUGUCCAGGUGGGAAAGGGCAGUGUGGAGUGCAAUAGAGAUUGCAUCAUCUGUGGAUCUGUUGGGGCGGUAUGCAAAUUGGAGUGGGUCUAGGGUUUCUGGGAUAAUGCUGUUGAUGUGAGCCAUGACCAGCCUUUCAAAGCACUUCAUGGCUACAGACGUCAGUGCUACGGGUCGGUAGUCAUUUAGGCAGGUUAUCUUAGAGGCCUUGGGCACGGGGACUAUGGUGGUCUGCUUGAAACAUGUUGGUAUUACAGACUCAGUCAGAUUCAAGACUACUUCAGAGGGAAAUUGUGAAAGUGGGCAGCCCAUCUCAAAUUACACUGGAACAAAACAACAAGCACUCGUAGUCUCGUACAGCAUCCCGAACAAUACCCAAGACAUUCCAUCACUCUAAUCCAGUAUACGCUUUGGACGGUUCAUAGAACGUUUGCGUUAUUCUGUAUCCCUUUGCUGGUGAAUAUCUUGUUUGGAUAAUUUCUCCUUUGUUUUGAUUGCCUUUUCUAAAAGCAUACGCGGACUGUCAAAUCUGCAUUACAAAGAGCAUCAACGGAUGGGGAGGUGAUAGAGAGGCAUGUCCACAAGCGGCUACCUGCCAUCACCAUCAAACUGACCAGAUUGAGCAACAAAAGGGAGAAAUGUGCCAAAAUCCUCAUGGUGACGGCCUGCCUGUCAGGCCACAGCACAGGAGGCUGCUGAGGGGAGAACGGCUCAUAAUAAUGGCUGGAACAGAGAAAAUGGAAUAGCAUCAAACACCUGGAAACCAUGUGUUUGAUGUAUUUGUUACCAUUCCACCAAUUCCGCUCCAGUCAUUACUAUAAGCCCGUUCGCUCCAAUUCAGGUGCCACCAACCUCCUGUGGGCCACAGAUGUUCCUGUCUAGCGCCGUCACUGAUAGAUAAGUUUACUUUUCAAAACCCACGGACCCCAAACCUGAGCAGCUGUCGGUACUGUUUGUACAAUAAUAUUGGCAAGCCUGGUCCCAUGCCAAGCCACCAGAAAACGAACGGCAAAGAGUUUCUAAAAUAACUUUACAGAGUGUAUCAAUCACGCUAGCCUCAUUGUGUAUCUUUCCUGCAGAGGCAGGCUCUCACUGGCCAGACUCCUUUUUUGGGUUGUUUUGGCCCUCCAGUGGCAGUUUUGGACUCUUAAAGGCUCUGCAUGGUCAAUCAGUGGCCGUACAGCAUUUACUGCGAUGCGGCCUCUGCAAAAGUGAGAACAUUCAUACUUCUUGCGCUUCAGGGAGCUGUCAUAUGCAUCCAAUAAAUUGGUCUGCACUGCACCACUCGUAGUGAUUCAGAGCUCAUCUCUAUAGCCAUCCAGCUAAUUACAAGCAACUGGCUAAACAAAAAGACAAGACCUUACCUCUUCUGAGAUGUUGGAGUCCGUUUCCCGGGGCUUGACAUAGCCCAGCCAAGAUAGCAUGAAGUAAAAAGACAGCACUGUUUUCCAACCUGCAUCUCCAUCCCAAAUCUCCCCAUUGCCCCUCAGCAAAAUUAGCCUACAUUUAGGCUACUGUUUAUAUGUGUAUUUCCCACUAUGUUGAGGUAAAAAUGCUUGUAUGGAUGUCAACCCCAAUACAUGUUCAUGUCACCGUCAUCAAUCAACUGCAUUACAGUUAAAAACUACUUGGACUACCACCACCGAUUUCUGUAUGCUAACUAUGCUACCAACUUAUACGAAUUGGAGUUAGCAUUUAGCAGUCACUUUUUCUAAACCUAAAAAGGGACAACUUUUAAAUGUUAUGCAGCGAAAACAGCCGAAUAUACCCAAAUCGGAUUUUAGAAACUACAUUGUGGGCCUGUUACAAUAAAUACAUCACUCAUGACGGAUUUAACAAAUAUCCACUUUGUUCGAUCAGAUUUGUUGAACGUGCGCCAAUCCAGUGUCCUUCUAUCCCCCAUUGACCUCUUUUACACAUCUAUCCCCAUUACCUCCCCGAUCCCGUUCUAGGAGUUCAAAUUCAUUUUUGUGUCUUUGAAAUCCCUGCACGAGGUUUCAUAAAGAUGUUUUGUUGUCAAGGAAGUGAGUUUCUGUUUAUACAGGAUGUACCGCCCCCAACUACCGUCAAACAUUAAUGUCAAUGCGGAGCCCUCCGCAUUGUUACAACAUUUGGGAGGUGAACGGCGAUGCGGUACAGAGCUUGAUUCGGCCUCCGGAGGCUUCACAAUUGUCACACACUCUGUACGGAGCCUCCGGACCACAAGGGCAGAUCAAGCAUAAAUUGGCUUUUACUAGGCAUGUCUGAAGGGGACAUCUGAUGUCCCACUGAGCCUAUCAUGCUUGCUCUGUGAAAAAUAUCUUGAGAGAGUUCAGACUUUCCUCCUGAAGCCAGAGACAUAAAGCGAUUUGUUGUUUAUUUUGCUUUGGGAAUGGUUGUUUUUGUAUAUACAGUACCAGUCAAAAGUUAGGAUAUACCUACUCAUUCAAGAGUUUUUCUUUAUUUUUAAUAUUUUCUACAUUGUAUAGUAAUAGUGAAGACAUCAAACUAUGAAAUAACACAUGGAAUCAUGUAGUAACCAAAAAAGUGUUAAACAAAGCAAAAUAUAUUUAAAAUUGUAGGUUCUUCAAAGUAGCCACCCUUUGCCUUGAUGACAGCUUUGCACAGUCUUGGCAUUCUCUCAACCAGCUUCAUGAGGAAUGCUUUUCCAACAGUCUGGAAGGAGUUCCCACAUAUGCUGAGCACUUGUUGGCUGCUUUUCCUUCACUCUGCGGUCCAACUCAUCCCAAACCAUCUCAAUUGGGUUGACGUCGGGUGAUUGUGGAGGCCAGGUCAUCUGAUGCAGCACUCCAUAACUCUCCUUGGUCAAAUAACCCUUACACAGCCUGGAGGUGUAUUUUGGGUCCUGUUGAAAAACAAAUGAUAGUCCCACUAAGCGCAAACCAGAUGGGAUGGUGUAUCGCUGCAGAAUGCUGUGAUAGCGCUGCUGGUUAAGUGUGCCUUGAAUUCUAAAUAAAUCACAGACAGGGUCACCAGCAAAGCACCAUCACACCUCCUCCUCCAUGCUUCACAGUGGGAACCACACAUGCGGAGAUCAUCCGUUCACCUACUCUCACAAUGACACGGCGGUUGGAACCAAAAAUCUCAAAUUUGGAUUUCCACCGGUCUAAUGUCCAUUGCUCGUGUUUCUUGGCCCAAGCAAGUCUCUUCUUCUUAUUGGUGUCCUAUAGUAGUGGUUUCUUUGCAGCAAUUCGACCAUGAAGGUCUGAUUCACGCAGUCUCCUCUGAACAGUUGAUGUUGAGAUGUGUCUGUUACAUGAACUCUGUGAAGCAUGUAUUUGGGCUGCAAUUUCUGAGGCUGGUAACUCUAAUGAACUUAUCCUCUGCAGCAGAGGUAACUCUGGGUCUUCCUUUCCUGUGGUGGUCCUCAUGAGAGCCAGUUUCAUCAUAGCGCUUUAUGGUUUUUGCGACUGCACUUGAAGAAACGUUCAAAGUUCUUGAAAUUUUCCGCAUUGACUGACCUUCAUGUCUUAAAGUAAUGAUGGACUGUCGUUUAUCUUUGCUUAUUUGAGCGUUUAACAAGGCACACCUGUUAAUUGAAAUGCAUUCCAGGUGACUACCUCAUGAAGCUGGUUGAGAGAAUGCCAAGAGUGUGCAAAGCUGUCAUCAAGGCAAAGGGUGGCUACUUUGAAGAAUCUCAAAUAUAAAAUAUAUUUUGAUUUGUUGAACACUUAUUUGGUUACUACAUGAUUCCAUAUGUGUUAUUUCAUAGUUUUGAUGUCUUCACUAUUAUUCUACAAUGUAGAAAAUAGUAAAAAUAAAGGAAAACCCUUGAAUCAGUAGUUGUCCAAACUUUUGACUGGUACUGUAGGUCUACAUUCACAGUGACUAUUACUGCAUUUUGUGCAUAAUAACAUAACUUCCUGUUUAAAUAGGAAACUCUCUUUCAUUAACUUUUACUUGCUUUUAGUCAAUCAGGUCAUGAGGACUUCCUAAUAUGGAUGCCGUACAUGAGAAUGAAGUUGAGCUAUAUUUGGUGAUGCAAUCUGCACAGUGUAAUGAUCAGGAGUUGAAUUAGUACUGUGUGUGGGUAUGCCGCUGCACAUGAUAAUUCCCUGCUGACUUGCAGAACAUUGGCAGUAUCCAUGGGCAUGUCAAGUAUUGGGUUUGAGCAAUGACGUGUUCCAUUAUUGAUGGACUGAAGAUGGGCCAACCAGGAAUUCUGGGAACUGCGGUGCCUAUAUUCCCCAAAGUAAAUAUCAGAGGAUGCAACUCAUGAGAACGCCAGUUUUUAUUAAGAUUAGUAGGAGUUGUUUUAUUGAUACAAAGCCAGAGAGAGGGAGCAUUAGAGAAACAGCCAUCAUGGAAAGUAAUGAUUCCUGAAAUCACAGCGAAGGCAAGGGAGAGAGAGGAAAGCAGAGGCGCGGGGUAAAAGGCAUUGUGAAGAAGGAAUUUGGGCAUUGUUUUCUUUGUCAAAAUAGAGUUUCACUGUUAUUGGGUUUGCUUUCUUCUCUCUAUCUCACACACACUGUUUUGAAUCCUAAGUGUGCUUUCAUUAUGUCCUGGAUUCUGCUGGUUUUCUUUGAAGAAGCUCCAUCCAUUGCUUCAGAGAACAUUCAUUGGAGGGAAUCUGUAAAGCUAGGCACUGAAUCCGCAUCACUAGAACAAGACUGCUUCAGCCUGGAGGACUGUCAAGUUUGCUGCAUGCAGUAAUUGCCGUGGCCAUUCACUUGCUGAUGAUAGAUACCGUAUGAUGUGUAGGAGUGGGAUAUAUUUAAAUGGAUUAGCCACCUUGAAAGUAUUAUCUAUCUGCGGCACGCAAAAAAUCCACCCAAAGCCCAUAAGCCAUCACAGCAUAGGUAGGUGUAGAUGCUUUCUUUUCCUCGAUCAAUUUGUAUUUCUAAAUUGGAGGUCAUAUUCCUCUACCCAGACGGACAGUAUUACAUGCAGUAAAUGUAUGCAGUGAAGUUGAUCCCUUGCACUUUCCAGUGUUAAUCAUUACCAGAGCAAGGUUUUGUCUUAAGCAUUACAUUGCAACAAAUUACUCUCAAACACCAUUGGCCAGAUUCCCCGGGGAUGUGGAUAGAGGCACUGAAAGCUGAACCAAGUGAGACGCCCAGCAACCAUGUGGGGAAGUGAGGAAGAAGCGAAGCAAGAGGGAGUGAAUGUGUCAGCGCUGAGCACUGGGAUAUUUGUUGUCUCUGUGAGCUACGGCUUUGGAGACACUUUUUAAGAGGGUUAUAAGGUCUCACAAAGGGUGAGUCAUCAGUGGGAUCCGCUGAGCCGCAGUCGUCUUCCGCUGUCAAUCCAUCCUCUCGGAGAGAGAGAGAGAGAGCAGUCACUGUGGUGAGAAUAGAUGCACACCCUGUCCUCCUCGAUGUCCAUUAAGAAUAUUGAUUCCCGGCUGAACAGAACAAAGCUCUGGUAGACUUUGAGAUAAAUUAGGCUUUACCCCAAACACAAUAGUCAUAACAAGCCCUGGGUGGCAGCCAGCGGCGGCUGUUGAUUUGCUGAGUACCUGGGGCGCAAGAUGGUGAGAGUCCUUUAGGUGCCUUUUGGCAAACUCCAAGCGGGCUGUCAUGCCUUUUACUGAAGAGUGGCUUCCGUCUGGCCCACUCUACCAAAAAGCCCUGAUUGGUGGAGUGCUGCAGAGAUGGCUGUCCUUCUGGAAGGUUCUCCCAUCUCCACAGAGGAACUCUGGAGCUCUAUCAGUGACCAUCGGGUUCUUGAUCACCUCCAUGCUAUGUUUUCAAACUACCAGUAGUUUCUUUGAGAAGAUACAGUGCAUUCAGAAGAUAUUCAGACCCCUUAACAUUUUCCACAUUUUGUUACGUUACAGCCUUUUUCUAAAAUUGAUUAAAUUAUGUAUUUUUUCUCAUGAAUCUACACACAAUACCCCAUAAUGACAAAGUUUUUAGAAAUGUUAGCAAAUGUAUUAAAAAUUAAAAACAGACAUACCUUAUUUACAUAAGUAUUGAGAACCUUUGCUAUGAGACUCGAAAUUGAGCUCAGGUGCAUCCUGUUUCCAUUGAUCAUCCUUGAGAUGUUUCUACAACUUGAUUGGAAUCCACCUGUGGUAAAUUCAAUUGAUUGGACAUGAUUUGGAAAGGCACACACCUGUCUAUUUAAGGUCCCACAGUUGACAGCGCAUGUCAGAGCAAAAAACAAGACAUGAGGUCUAAGGAAUUGUCCGUAGAGCUCCGAGACAGGAUUGUGUCGAGGCACAGAUCUGGGGAAGGGUACCAAAACAUUUUUGCAGCAUUGAUGAUCCCCAAGAACACAGUGACCUCCAUCAUUCUUAAAUGGAAGAAGUUUGGAACCACCAAUACUCUUCCUAGAGCUGGCCACCCGGCCAAACUGAGAAAUCGGGGGAGAGGGCCUUGGUCAGGGAGGUGACCAAGAACCCGAUGAUCACUCUGACAGAGCUCCAGAGUUCCUCUGUGGAGAUGGGAGAACCUUCCAGAAGAACAGCCAUCUCUGCAGCACUCCACCACUCAGGCCUUUUUGGUAGAGUGGGCCAGACGGAAGACACUCUUCAGUAAAAGGCAUGACAGCCCGCUUGGAGUUUGCCAAAAGGCACCUAAAGGACUCUCAGACCAUGAGAAACAAGAUUAUCUGGUCUGAUGAAACCAAGAUUGAACUCUUUGGCCUGAAUGACAAGCGUCACGUCUGGAGGAAACCUGGGAUCAUCCCUAAGAUGAAGCAUGGUGGUGGCAGCAUCAUGCUGUGGGGAUGUUUUUCAGCGGCAGAGACUGGGAGACUAGUCCAGGAUUGAGGGAAAGAUGAACAGAGCAAAGUACAGACAGAUCCUUGAUGAAAACCUGCUCCAGAGCGCUCAGGACCUCAGACUGUGGUAAAGGUUUACCUUCCAACAGGACAACGACCCUAAGCACACAGCCAAGACAAUGCAGGAGUAGCUUCGGGACAAGUCUCUGAAUGUCCUUGAGUGGCCCAGUCAGAGCCCGGACUUGAACCCGAUCGAACAUCUCUGGAGAGACCUGAAAAUAGCUGUGCAGCGACGCUCCCCAUCCAGCCUGACAGAGCUUGAGAGGAUCUGCAGAGAAGAAUGGGAGAAACUCCCCAAAUACAGAUGUGCCAAGCUUGUAGCGUCAUACCCAAGAAGACUCGAAGCUGUAAUCGCUUACAAAGGUGCUUCAACAAAGUACUGAGUACAUUUGAAUACAUUUGCUAAAGUUUCUAAAAACCUGAUUUUGGUUUGUCAUUGUGGGGGAUUGUGUGUAGAUUGAUGAGAAGGAAAAAAACAACAAUUUAAUCCAUUUUGGAAUAAAGCUGUAACGUAACAAAAUGUGGGAAAAGUCAAGGGGUCUGAAUACUUUCUGAAUGCGCUGUAUAUAAAGCGACCUAUGCAUUUGAACAACAGCAGAAAUACACUUUUGCAUGUCAAAGACGAAUGGCCACUGCUGCACAUGCUGCUAUUGUUUUCAACAGAAUAGAUUAUACUAUUUAGAACGAGCAGCCAGCUCACAAACGAAUGAGUGCACCAGGGGAGAACCCAACAAACAUCAAAAGAGAACCAUCGCGCUCUCCCAGAAGCUUGGCUGGUGCGUAAAACCCAUGAAUUCAGAUAAACAAAAAGAUGUUGCAUAAUGCUUACUUAAAUGUAUUAUUAUUUUUUUUAUCACUGCAUCAGGGAUAGCUUACACAGACGUUUCGGCUUUACAGCCUUCUUCAGUGUGUAGGUAAAACACAUUUUUUCUUCAAAACAGCAUUUUUAGAGAACAACCGAUCAGCAGCAGGUGCUUCUAAUCAGGGUUGCCACUCAUCUGCCAAUCAGGGAUGUGGCUUUUCUGGUCUACAUGUAUACAAAUUAGUCACCUCCGGUACCGCUUGCCGUGUGGUAGCAGAGAGAACAGUCUAUGACUAGGGUGGCUGGAGUCUUUGACAAUUUUUAGGGCCUUCCUCUGACACCGCCUGGUAUAGAAGUCCUGGAUGGCAGGAAGCUUGGCCCCAGUGAUGUACUGGGCCGUACGCACUACCCUCUAGUGCCUUGCGGUCGGAGGCCGAGCAGUUGCCAUACCAGGCAGUGAUGCAACCAGUCAGGAUGCUCUCGAUGGUGCAGCUGUAGAACCUUUUGAGGAUCUGAGGACCCAUGCCAAAUCUUUUCAGUCUCCUUAGGGGGAAUACGUUUUGUCGUGCCCUCUUCACGACUGUCUUGGUGUGCUUGGGCCAUGUUAGUUUGUUGGUGAUGUGGACACCAAGGAACUUGAAGCUCUCAACCUGCUCCACUACAGCCCCGUCGAUGAGAAUGGGGGCGUGCUCGGUCCUCUUUUUCCUGUAGUCCACAAUCAUCUCCUUUGUCUUGAUCACGUUGAGGGAGAGGUUCUUGUUCUGGCACCACACGGCCAGGUCUCUGACCUCCUCCCUAUAGGCUGUCUCGUUGUUGUUGGUGAUCAGUCCCACCACUUAAUUUGUCAUCGGCAAACUUAAUGAUGGUGUUGGAGUCGUGCCUGGCCAUGCAGUCAUGAGUAAACAGGGAGUACAGGAGGGGACUGACCACACACCCCUGAGGGGCCCCCGUGUUGAGGAUCAGCGUGGCGGAUGUGUUGUUACCUACCCUUACCACCUGGGGGCGGCCCGUCAGGAAGUCCAGUAUCCAGUUGCAGAGGGAGGUGUUUAGUCCCAGGGUCCUUAUCUUAGUGAUGAGCUUUGAGGGCACUAUGGUGUUGAACACUGAGCUGUAGUCAAUGAAUAGCAUUCUCACAUAGGUGUGCCUUUUGUCCAGGUGUGAAAGGGCAGUGUGGAGCGCAAGAGAGAUUGCAUUAUCUGUGGAUCUGUUUGGGCGGUAUGCAAAUUGGAGUGGGUCUAGGGUUUCUGGGAUAAUGUUGUAGAUGUGUGCCAUAACCAGCCUUUCAAAGCACUUCAUGGCUACAGACGUGAGUGCUACGGGUCGGUAGUCAUUUAGGCAGGUUACCUUAGUGUUCUUGGGCACAGGGACUAUGGUGGGCUGCUUGAAACAUGUUGGUAUUACAGACUCAGACAGGGAGAGGUUGAAAAUGUCAGUGAAGGCACUUGCCAGUUGGUCAGCGCAUGCACGGAGUACACGUCCUGGUAAUCCGUCUGGCCCUGCGUUCAAGGUGAGUAAUCGCUGUUCUGAUGUCCAGAAGCUCUUUUCGGUCAUAAGAUACGGUAGCAGCAACAUUAUGUACAGCUGGCUAAUUUGAUUAAGGUUUCUGAUACACCAGGUUUUAUGCUGUUUUAGUCCAAAAAACAUGUCACCCUGUCAACUACAGUAGACCCUGAUAAACAACAUCGGGGGAGACAAUAAAAUGUUUUGUCUUACCAGAUCAGCGAUGAGAAGGGUCUAGCUAGUGUAUCCCUCUGUCCUUUGACUCUUGUCUGGUUUAUCAGGUCCCAGGCUCCUACUGUAUGACUGUUAUGAUUAUUAUUUACAAGUUAAUAAAUAAAUGUUUAGAUUUAGCGCUAUCUGUACCUGAUAGAGCACAUCUAGUCCCUCACAGGCGGAAGUAAACCGUCUGGUUCAAGAGACUCAUUGGGAGGAGGAGACCAGAGCAGACCUAGAAGUUCUGACUGAACGGACGGACAUUUGAGCGCCCCAGGCCAGUCCAUUUAAUUUGUACUGUUAUAAUUUAUACUAUGAAAUCCUGCGAUUUCAUUGGGGCAGUUCCCCCUCAUAGCAAAUAGCUUGAAAAACUAUUCAAGCAAUGUUCGCCCGGCCUGUGUGCCCAAUGGAGGCGGAGCUGCCAUAGCUGACAGUCACUGAGGGGCACAGUAGUAAGUAACUAAACAGCUUGUUUUUAACAAUAUAUUUUUGAAACAGGAAAAUGUACACAUUUACCACACUUUUAUGAGCAUUUAAAACAUAAUCCAUAUAUAUUUACAUUUACGUCAUUUAGCAGACGCUCUUAUCCAGAGCGACUUACAAAUUGGUGCAUUCACCUUAUGAUAGCCAGUGGGAAAACCACUUUACAAUUGAUUUAAUUUUUUUGUUUUAUUUUGGUCUUUUGUAAUCUUUUUUUUAUUAUUCUUCUUUUUUCGUUCUAAAUGUUUAUUUUAUUAUUUAUGUUUUUUUAUUGUAUGUUUUUAAUAUAUAUAUAUAUACUUGUUUUCAUUUCUUUUUUGUGGGGGUGGGUUGGGGCAGGGGUAGAAGGAUUACUUUUAUACUAUUCCAGGUAUUCCUUAAAGAGGUAGGGUUUCAAGUGUCUCCGGAAGGUGGUCAGUGACUCCGCUGUCCUGGUGUCGUGAGGGAGCUUGUUCCACCAUUGGGGUGCCAGAGCAGCAAACAGUUUUGACUGGGCCAAGCGGGAACUGUGCUUCCGCAGAGGUAGGGGGACACAAUGAACACAAUGCCCUCGUUUGGGUGUAGGGACUGAUCAGAGCCUGAAUGUAAGGAGGUGCCAUUCCCCUCACAGCUCCGCAGGCAAGCACCAUGGUCUUGUACCAGAUGCAAGCUUCAACUGGAAGCCAGUGGAGUGUGCGGCGGAGCGGGGUGACGUGAGAGAACAUGGGAGGUUGAACACCAGACGGGCUGCAGCGUUCUGGAUAAGUUGCAGGGGUUUAAUGGCACAGGCAGGGAGCCCAGCCAACAGCGAGUUGCAGUAAUCCAGACGGGAGAUGACAAGUGCCUGGAUUAGGACCUGUGCCGCUUCUUGUGUAAGGUAGGGUCGUACUCUGCAAAUGUUGUAGAGCAUGAACCUACAGGAUCGGGUCACCGCUUUGAUGUUAGCGGAGAACGACAGGGUGUUGUCCAGGAUCAUGCCAAGGUUCUUUGCACUCUGGGAGGAGGACACAACGGAGUUGUCAACCGUGAUGGCGAGAUCAUUGAGCGGGCAGUCCUUCCCCGGGAGGAAGAGCAGCUCCGUCUUGCCGAGGUUCAGCUUGAGGUGGUGAUCCAAACAUCCACACUGAUAUGUCUGCCAGACAUGCAGAGACACGAUUCGCCACCUGGUUAUCAGAAGGGAGAAAGGAGAAGAUUCAUUGUGUGUUGUCUGCGUAACAAUGAUAGGAGAGACCAUGUGAGCAUAUGACAGAGCCAAGUGACUUGGUGUAUAGAGAGAAUAGGAGAGGGCCUAGAACUGAGCCCUGGGGGACACCAGUGGUGAGAGCACGUGGUGCGGAGACAGAUUCUCGCCACGCCACCUGGUAGGAGCGACCUGUCAGGUAGGACGCAAUCCAAGAGUGAGCCGCGCCGGAGAUGCCCAACUCGGAGAGGGUGGAGAGGAGGAUCUGAUGGUUCACAGUAUCAAAGGCAGCAGAUAGCUCUAGAAGGAUGAGAGCAGAGGAGAGAGAGUUAGCUUUAGCAGUGCGGAGAGCCUCCGUGACACAGAGAAGAGCAGUCUCAGUUGAAUGACCAGUCUUGAAACCUGACUGGUUUGGAUCAAGAAGGUCAUUCUGAGAGAGAUAGCAGGAGAGUUGGCUAUAGACGGCACGCUCAAGAGUUUUGGAGAGAAAAGAAAGAAGGGAUACUGGUCUUUAGUUGUUGACAUCGGAGGGAUCGAGUGUAGGUUUUUUGAGGAGGGGUGCAACUCUCGAUUUCUUGAAGAUGGAAGGGACAUAGCCAGCGGACAAGGAUGAGUUGAUGAGCGAGGUGAGGUAAGGGAGAAGGUCUCCGGAAAUAGUCUGGAGAAGAGAGGAGGGGAUAGGGUCAAGCGGGCAGGUUGUUGGGCGGCCGGCCGACACAAGUCGCAAGAUUUCAUCUGGAGAGAGAGGGGAGAAUGAAGUCAAAGCAUAGGGUAGGGCAGUGUGAGCCGGACCAGCGGUGUCAUUUGACUUAAUAAAUGAGGAUCGGAUGUCAUCAACCUUCUUUUCAAAAUGAUGGACAAAGUCAUCCACAGAGAGGGAGGAGGAGGAGGAUUCAGCAGGGAGGAGAAGGUGGCAAAGAGCUUCCUAGGGUUAGAGGCAGAGGCUUGAAAUUUAGAGUGGUAGAAAGUGACUUUAGCAGCAGAAACGGAGGAAGAGAAUGUAGAGAGGAGGGAGUGGAAAGAUGACCGGUCCGCAGGGAGUCUAAUUUUCCUCCAUUUCUGCUCGGCUGCCCGGAGCGCUGUUCUGUGAGCUCGCAAUGAAUCGUCAAGCCACGGAGCAGGAGGGGAGGACCGAGCUGGCCGGGAGGAUAGGGGACAUAGAGAGUCAAAAGAUUCAGUGAGGGAGGGUUGAGGAGGCAGAAUCGGGAGAUUGGAGGGAGAAGGAUUUAGCAGAGGGAAGAGAUGAUAGGAUGGAAGAGGAGAGAGUAGCGGGAGAGAGAGAGCGAAGGUUGCGACGGCACAUUAUCAUCUGAGUAGGGGCAGAGUGAGUAGUGUUGGAGGUGAGCGAGAGAGAAAAGGAUACGAAGUAGUGGUCGGAGACUUGGAGGGGAGUUGCAGUGAGAUUAGUAGAAGAACAGCAUCUAGUAAAGAUGAGGUCAAGCGUAUUGCCUGCCUGGUGUGUAGGGGGGGACGGUGUGAGGGUGAGGUCAAAAGAGGGAAGGAGUGGAAAGAAGGAGGCAGAGAGAAAUGAGUCAAAGGCAGACGUAGGGAGGUUAAAGUCACCCAGAACUGUGAGGGGUGAGCCAUCCUCAGGAAAGGAACUUAUCAAGGCGUCAAGCUCAUUGAUGAACUCUCCAAGGGAACCUGGAGGGAGAUAAAUGACAAGGAUGUUAAGCUUGAAUGGGCUAGUGACUGUGACAGCAUGGAAUAUAUAUAUAUAUAUAAUAUAUAUUUGUUGGGUAAAUAUCUUUUUUUGGGGGGGGAGGCCAAUCACAAAUGGGGUGCCACCCCUAACGCCCUAAUUGGCGAACCACCGCUGGUGGCAGUUUAGGAUGUGUUGGCAUCCAUAAAACUAACUGAAGGAUAUUUCCUCAGAGGGCUUAGUCCUUUUAGCUUUUGUCUUCCGCUGUUACAAACACAUUUAUUCUGCAGUCUGCUGUAGACAUAGAACGUCACAGGAGUUAACGUCACAGUUACAGGACUCUGUAACUUUCCAAAGCCACCUCACCAUUAGUGGUGUUCUGUUCUCUCUGCGACUUUAACUUUCCAGAGCCACCUUACCAUUUUAAGUUCCUGCAGGACGUCCAUCAGAAUUGCACCUUGUGAAAUAAGGCCAGUGGGGGUGGAGAGAGGGGUGUGCUGAAGGGACCAGAGGGGGUAACAGGGGGGGACUAGGCGGGGGACCUCAGGGCGAGAGGCAGCGCUCACUCAUUCACUUCGUUGUUGGAGGGAUCCUCAGAGGAGCCAGGUGUGUCUUGUGAUCCAGCCAGCCUCAGACAAGCUGUCUCUCUCUCUAUCACAAGACUAUCUAGGCCACAGUCACAAAGCAGACCACAUUCAGAGCCCAGUUUCUCUCUCUCAUCCAUUCUCUCUUCCUCUUUCGCUCUACUUCUGUCUCUCCCCAUCUCACCCCCAUCUCUCUUUCACUCUCUCUCCCCUGCAUCCCUCUCUCUCUCACAUUUGUCCUCUCCCUCUGCUUCCCUCAGCUCAUUUUUCAUCAUGGCCUGAUUAUUUCAGCCUGUUUUUCAGACUUUUUCCAGCAUGGUAACCUUCCUCUGUGCUCUGCUGUCCCAGUCAGUCUGGCCUGGCUGUUCCACAUGGCCCAUCUGCUCCUUGGCUCUGUCACAGCGCUCCCAAGGCUCAAGCCUUAGCCAGGUCCCCAAUCAACUGUCUUGGGCAUAUUUGACCCAUGACAAGUCCAUUCUCAAACCGCUUCCUCAUAACGUUCUCUUUCAUAGUUUUUUGUCUGAACUUGAACUUCUGUAAUAUAUUUGUCCAUGGGAGAAGAGAUAAAAGGAGACAGUUGAAGAACUCCAUUGUGUCUGGUCCCACACAUUAUAAUUUUCCUCUUUCACUAACUUGUAUUAGUCCCAUCCAUUUGUGUUAGCUGCGUUCUUGGCCUCUCCUUGAACAAUUUUUUACAGACAUUGUGUGUGUGCUCUGAUUUUUGAAUACACAUGCUGUAUUUGGAAAAACAUUAAUCUGGAAUGAUCACUCUCACUUUUUCUCACUCUCUUUCUCUCGGUCCUUGGAAAUGACAACGCUAUCACUCUCCAUGCUUUCAUACGGCUCAGAUGUCAGCUCCACGUCUGACAGUGUACCUGUCACUGAGUGAAGGAGAUGUGGAAACUGCUCUAAUCUCAGCCAUGGAGACUCAGAACAUGGGCUCUAAUAACACUGGCAUCACACUGGCUGCCACAGAGGGCCUUCACCAUCAGUUGGAUGCUGCUCGGGAUCAGGAGAUGACAAGGAGGUGAUAAUAGGGUGACAAUAAUAGGGACCUGUGGACAGCAAACACCAUCUCAACCAAUCUCAGCCUGGCCAUCUGUUGAUGCUGUGUGUGUUUGGAGUGGGGGACCGUCGUCUUGCACAGGUUAGGUUUGUUAGCUUGGUCUGAUGAUUUUCUAUUGGACAUGUCACCAGGCUGUCGACGGAUGGAUACUGCAUGGGUUUGCUCUUGGUCUGAAGGAGAUGAAAGGUCUUUGGUGGAAAUCCUCCAAUGUCAUGCUGUUUUUGGCUUCAAGAGGCUGUACUUUACCCCUAGGCUAUAGAUGAUAUCACUGACUUACAAUAACCUUAUACAAUGCGGAUCACAGCAAGUCAGAAAUUGUGUUUAGCAUGGAUCUCUGCCAAUCCCUGCAAGUUAUCCAUAAGAACUUCUUCUGAACCAAUGCUUCAGACAGAAAUAUUAAACAGAAAUAUUAUGGAGAAUAUUCAUUAAGGUAGUCAUAUUUUUAAAAAAUCAGACAAUUUUAUCAAUUGAUCUGUGUUUUCCUUUUGACGUCAGGCAGAUACACUACAUGACCAAAGGUAUGUGGACACCUGCUCGUCGAACAUCUCAUUCCAAAAUCAUGGGCAUUAAUAUGGAGUUGGUCCCCGCUUUGCUGCUAUAACAGCCUCCACUCUUCAGGGAAGGCUUUCCACUAGAUGUUGGAACAUUGCUGCGGGGACUUGCUUCCAUUCAGCCACAAGCAUUAGUGAGGUCGGCAUUGAUGUUGGGCGAUUAGGCCUGGCUCGCAGUAGGCAUUCCAAUUCAUCCCAAAGGUGUUCGAUGGGGUUGAGGUCAUGGCUCUGUGCAGGUCUAGUUCUUCCACACUGAUCUCGACAAACCAUUUCUGUAUGGACCUCGCUUUGUGCACAGGGGUAUUGUCAUGCUGAAACAGAAAAGGGCCUUCCACAAACUGUUCCCCAAACUGUUCCCACAAAGUUGGAAUCACCGAAUCGUCUAGAAUGUCAUUGUAUGCUGUAGCGUUAAGAUUUCCCUUCACUGGAACUAAGGGGCCUAGCCGAACCAUGAAAAACAUCCCAGACCAUUAUUCCUCCUCCACCAAACUUUACAGUAGCACUAUGCAUUGGGGCAGGAAGCGUUCUUCCAGAUUCGUCCGUCGGACUGCCAGAUGGUAAAGCGUGAUUCAUCACUCCAGAGAACGUGUUUCCACUGCUCCAGAGUCCAAUGGCAGUGAGCUUUACAUCACUCCAGCGGACGCUUGGCAUUGCUCAUGUUGAUCAUAGGCUUGUGUGCGGCUGCUCGGCCAUGGAAACCCAUUUCAUGAAGCUCCCGACGAACAGUUAUUGUGCUGACGUUGCUUCCAGAGGCAGUUUGGAACUCGGUAGUGAGUGUUGCAACCGAGGACAGAUUAUUUUUACGCGCUUCAGCACUCAGAGGUCCCGUUCUGUGAGCUUGUGUGGCCUACCACUUUGCGGCUGAGCCGUUGUUGCUCCUUGACGUUUCCACUUCACAACAACAGCACAUACAGUUGACCGGGGCAGCUCUAGCAGAGCAGACAUUUUACGAACUGAGUUGUUGGAAAUGUUGCAUGUUAUGACGGUGCUAUGUUGAAAAUCACUGAGCACUUCAGUAAGGUCAUUCUACUGCCAAUGUUUGUCUAUGGAGAGUGCAUGGCGGUGUGCUUGUUUUUAUACACCUGUCAGCAACGGGUGUGGCUGAAAUAGCCAAAUCCACUAAUUUGAAUGGGUGUCCACAUAUUUUUGUAUAUAUAGUGUUCUGUUGUGAACUGAUGUCCCGGUGAGAUGGGAUGAUUUUCGCUCACUCUGAACAUGGCGCUCCAUUUUUCGGAUAUAGAGAGCAGGAAAUUGAGACUGGAGAUGGCCAAUCAAAAUGCCCCCUGAGAGUGUGGGGCUAAGCCCGGAGAAAUGGAGCUAUAUCAGGAAAUCUGCCAAGAUUAAAAAUAAAUAAUAAGGCUGCAAUAGCCUACCAGGAUAUUAACCUGGGUUUAAUACAGGAAAUCACAAGGGGGUGAGUUGUUUUCUACCUUGAUGGAUUGAGAGCCUCCGGAAAGCCUCUCUCCUCUCUCGCUCUCGCUCUCUCUCGCUUUCUUUCUCUUGCUCUCUCUAUCUCUCUCUUUCUUUCUCAUGAUUACUGAAAGAUGAUUGUGGGUUUCUGCCGUUUUGUGUUGUUUAUGUACUGUGUGGUUUGGAUUGGAUUUAUAUUGUACAAGGCUUGGUGUUUAGUAGACAUCUGUGGAGAGAUGGUGUAGUAGUGUCACAAAUCCCACCGAGAUCAUUAUGUGGACGUGUUUCACUGUGAUGUGCUUGAUUAGUAAUCCUGAUUGACAAGGAUCUUUAGCCAUCCACCAGUCAUUUUCAAUUAAGAGACAUCAAUCAAAGGCUGGCUCUGUUCUUGCCUUAAUUUGGCAGUCACUCUCCUGCAUUUACUCCAACAAAUGGCAGCUCAUUAAGAUCAUGAUCAAUCUCAAAGUAAUGGCUCCCACUGUGCUUGUUUUGAGCUUACAAGUGAAUACACACUCACACGAACUCCUGCAUACAUUAACACAUUAUAGGCUAUUCAUCUAUGCCGGCAAUCUCCAAGCCUGUUCCUGCAGAGCUACCCUUCUGUAGGUUUCUAUCCAACCCCAGUUGUAGCUAACCGGAUUCAGCUUAUCAACCAGCUAAUUAUUGAAAUAAUGUGCACUAGAUUAGGGUUGAAGCGAAAAUCUACAGGACGGUAGCUCUCCAGAAACAGGGGUUGAGAGCCCUGAUCUAUGCACAGUCCUGCACACACACGUAGUUCCACACAUGCAUAGUGAGUUCUACUGUGUUUUAUUGUUGUGUGUUUUUGUGGGUAGUAGAUGCAGGGUUAUGCAGGAUGCAUGUGGUCAGCAUGUUGUCUUGCGCCUGUGUGUUUCUGGAUUUUGUUCCCGUGUGUCUGUGUGUGCGUGUGUGUGUUUCUCAAUCCUGAGUGUCUGUGUGUAUGAGUCUGUGUCCUGGCCCUAGCAGGAUGUUCACUGAGCCUUCUGACCUCUGACCCCUGCCUUGUGUCCCAGGUACUCGUUCCAGGACGAGGAGGACAUGUUCAUGGUGGUGGAUCUGCUGCUGGGAGGAGACCUGCGCUACCACCUCCAACAGAAUGUCAAUUUCAACGAGGACGCUGUCAAACUCUACCUGUGUGAGAUGACCCUGGCACUGGACUACCUGCAGAGCCAGCACAUCAUCCACAGGUAUGGACAUUAUCCAUAGACACAGCAUCCACUGCACUGGUAUGAGAUGCAACAGGGGUUGGCAACAGGUGGAAAAAGUGAUUUAUUUUGCCCCCAAAAGCUUUUAGUAAAAAAAUAUAUAUAUAUUUUGGGAGGGGUGGGUUUAGUUUUUGGUCAAAAAAAGACUGUAAAAUCCCCAGGAAUUCAGUGUUUAAUUUAGGAAAUCUGUUCUCAAGUAUUCCCACAAAUACAAAAAGAGACAUAAGUGAUCGUGACUCCAUGUAAUCAAGGUAUGAAAUUAUUGUUAUUGUCAAAUACAAGCAUUUUGGGGUUAGUUUUGUUCAAUUUGCAGUGUACAAAUUAUUAUAAUCAGUUAUUUUCCUGCCCCCCAACCAUUCGCUCUGACAAAAAUUGUCCCGCAGCUGAAUCUACUUGACUACCACUGGGAAACACUAUAAACACAUCAUACACAGUAUCGGCUACAAUAAUGAAUUAUUAAAUUAAUUUAUUUGACUAAAAUAUGUUAAUGACACUAACUUGACUUUGUCCAUAGAGUUGCCAACAAAAAUACACAUGAUACAUACACACCAUUCACUAGUUCACAAUAACACUUUCCUUAUAUUAGCUCAAGGUAAGUUGUAAUUUUUUUGUAUUCUAGGUUUUGUUCACUCUGCUUGCAGCAUAAACACUUCAUGAAGACAAUGAUUUGUUCUUGUCAUGGCAGAACGUUGCACAAAAAAAUUAUAAUAAAAAGAAUGUAUCCAUGUCUUCACUCUAACAUUACCUUGUCCAAUGUAGCGUAUAAUACACAGAAUUAAUUGUUUUUUCUAUCAAAUCGAUGAAAAUAGCACAGGCCACACAUCACACAGUGUGUCCUUGCUUUCGUAAUAGAGUUAAAUCCAAAUUUCAGGUUAAAAGGAUUAGUUAGGUUUAGACCUUUCAGUUAUAUGGUUCUUACCCUGACAGUAAUCUAUGGGCCAGGAGAGACUGUAAUCCACUGUUCGGAUUUCUAUAAACAGCCACUACUAACUUCAGCUCAUUUUAGCCACCGCUAACCAAAACUGGGUCUGGGUCUCCUGGUCCUCCUUUAGAGCUCAAACACAUUGCAAUGGCGAACGGUUAACUGCAGGACCUCGCUAUCCCCCUUACUACGCCAAUGAGCAGCCAUUUCGACUGCAACAUGCUAACAGUCUAAUAAAUAAAUGUAAUAUAUGCUAUCGGAAAAAUUAUCUUUUGGUUGUGUUUAUGAAGGUCUUGAUAACAUUAGAAUAUGAGAAAAAAUGUAUUUCCAAGAACACAAUAGCAAUUUCAUUAGUUUAUGUUACUGAAGGUGAUCUGUAGGUGAGGCUAUAAACAAGCAGGAAACCAUGCAUCAUUACGUGAUGCCCAACUUCCAUCAACAUGUCACCUUCGCCACUAGGGGCAAUAAAGUCCUAAACCACUGUUACUCUACCCACAAGCAAGCAUACAAGGCCCUCCCUCGUCGCCCCUUCGGCCAAUCAGAUCAUUAUUCUAUACUCUUGCUUCCUGUCUACAAGCAGAAGCUCAAACAGGAAGUACCCGUUACUCGCUCCGUAGAGAAAUGGUCCUCCGAAUCAGAGGCUAUGCUACAGGACUGCUUUGCUAGCGCUGACUGGAAUAUGUUCCGGGACUCCCCCGAUAGCAUUAACGAGCUAACCACCUCCGUCACCGGCUUCAUUAGGAAAUGCAUCUCCGACGUUGUCCCCACAAUGAAGUUUCGCAGCUUCCCCAAUCAAAAGCCCUGGAUUAACACUGAGGUUGGCACUAAGAUAACAGAACAGGCUUACCGCACACAGGGCUAUCACUGCCAACCCCCGAGGCUACGGCUGAGGACAAAACAAGUUCAAGAAGUCCUGCUACGACCUCUGCAGAGGCUUCAAACUAGCAAAAGGACAAUAGGUGGAAUCCUAUUAUACAGGCUCUGACAUCACUGCCGCUACGCUGACCCUCAACACGGGGGACCCACAGGGGUGUGUGCUUAGUCCCCUCUUGUACUCUGUGUUUACCCACGAUGCGUAGCCACGCACGACUCCAACACCAUCAUCAAGUUUGCUGAAGAAGCGACGGUGGUAGGCCUGAUCACUGGCAAUGAUGACAGCUUACAGGGAAGAGAUCUGUGACCUGGCAGUGUGGUGCCAGGAUAACAACCUCUCCCUCAACAUCAGUAAGACCAAGGAGCUGAUCGUGGACUACAGGAAACAGGGAGGCGAGCACGCCCCCAUCCACAUCGACGGGGCUGUACUGGAGCGGGUCGAGAGCUUUAAGUUCAGGUCUCCAAAUCACUAAGGACUUAAAAUGGUCCACUCACACACACAGUUGUAAAGAAGGUGCGACAGCGCCUCAUCAUCCUCAGGAGGGUGAAAAGAUUUGGCAUGGGCCCUCAGAUCCUCAAAAAGUUAUACAACUGUACCAUUGAGAGCAUCUUGACUGGCUGCAUCACUGCUUGGUAUGUCAACUGCACCACCCUCGAUUGCAUGGCACUAGAGAGGGUGGUGCGGACAGCCCAGUACAUUGGCUUGCGAAAGUAUUCACCCCCCUUGGCUUCUUUCCUAUUUUGUUGCCUUACAACCUGGAAUUAAAAUGGAUUUUUUGGGGGUUCAUAUCAUUUGAUUUACACAACAUGCCUACCACUUUGAAGUUGCAAAAUAAAAUAAAAUCUCUGGAAGACUGAAACUGGUUUCCCUCUAGAAUUUCCCUGUAUUUAUCGCCAUCCAUCAUUCCUUCAAUUCUGACCAGUUUCCCAGUCCCUGCCAAUGAAAAACAUCCCCACAACAUGAUGCUGCCACCACCAUGCUUCACUGUGGGGAUGGUGUUCUCGGGGUGAUGAGAGGUGUUAGGUUUGCACCAGACAUAGCGUUUUCCUUGAUGCCCAAAAAGCUCAAUUUUAGUCUCAUCUGACCAGAGUACCUUCUUCCCUAUGUUUGGGGAGUCUCCCACAUGUCUUUUGGCGAACACCAAACGUGUCUGCUUAUUUUUUUCUUUAAGAAAUUGCUUUUUUUCUGGCCACUCUUCCAUAAAGCCCAGCUCUGUGGAGUGUACGGCUUAAAGUGGUCCUAUGGACAUACUCCAAUCUCCGCUGUGGAUCUUUGCAGCUCCUUCAGGGUUAUCUUUGGUCUCUUUGUUGCCUCUCUGAUUAAUGCCCUCCUUGCCUGGUCCGUCAGUUUUGGUGGGCGGCCCUCUCUUGGCAGGUUUGUUGUGGUGUCACAUUCUUUCCAUUUUUUAAUGAUGGAUUUAAUGGUGCUCCGUGGGAUGUUCAAAGUUUCUGAUAUUUUUUUAUAACCCAACCCUGAUCUGUACUUCUCCACAACUUUGUCCCUGACCUGUUUGGAGAGCUCCUUGGUCUUCAUGGUGCCGCUUGCUUGAUGGUGCCCCUUGCUUAGUGGUGUUGCAGACUCUGGGGCCUUUCAGAACAGGUGUAUACAGUGGGGGGGAAAAAGUAUUUAGUCAGCCACCAAUUGUGCAAGUUCUCCCACUUAAAAAGAUGAGAGAGGCCUGUAAUUUUCAUCAUAGGUACACGUCAACUAUGACAGACAAAAUGAGGAAAAAAUAUCCAGAAAAUCACAUUGUAGGAUUUUUAAUGAAUUUAUUUGCAAAUUAUGGUGGAAAAUAAGUAUUUGGUCAAUAACAAAAGUUUCUCAAUACUUUGUUAUAUACCCUUUGUUGGCAAUGACACAGGUCAAACGUUUUCUGUAAGUCUUCACAAGGUUUUCACACACUGUUGCUGGUAUUUUGGCCCAUUCCUCCAUGCAGAUCUCCUCUAGAGCAGUGAUGUUUUGGGGCUGUCGCUGGGCAACACGGACUUUCAACUCCCUCCAAAGAUUUUCUAUGGGGUUGAGAUCUGGAGACUGGCUAGGCCACUCCAGGACCUUGAAAUGCUUCUUACGAAGCCACUCCUUCGUUGCCCGGGCUGUGUGUUUGGGAUCAUUGUCAUGCUGAAAGACCCAGCCACGUUUCAUCUUCAAUGCCCUUGCUGAUGGAAGGAGGUUUUCACUCAAAAUCUCACGAUACAUGGCCCCAUUCAUUCUUUCCUUUACACGGAUCAGUCGUCCUGGUCCCUUUGCAGAAAAACAGCCCCAAAGCAUGAUGUUUCCACCCCCAUGCUUCACAGUAGGUAUGGUGUUCUUUGGAUGCAACUCAGCAUUCUUUGUCCUCCAAACACAACGAGUUGAGUUUUUACCAAAAAGUUAUAUUUUGGUUUCAUCUGACCAUAUGACAUUCUCCCAAUCCUCUUCUGGAUCAUCCAAAUGCACUCUAGCAAACUUCAGACGGGCCUGGACAUGUACUGGCUUAAGCAGGGGGACACGUCUGCCACUGCAGGAUUUGAGUCCCUGGCGGCGUAGUGUGUUACUGAUGGUAGGCUUUGUUACUUUGGUCCCAGCUCUCUGCAGGUCAUUCACUAGGUCCCCCCGUGUGGUUCUGGGAUUUUUGCUCACCGUUCUUGUGAUCAUUUUGACCCCACGGGGUGAGAUCUUGCGUGGAGCCCCAGAUCGAGGGAGAUUAUCAGUGGUCUUGUAUGUCUUCCAUUUCCUAAUAAUUGCUCCCACAGUUGAUUUCUUCAAACCAAGCUGCUUACCUAUUGCAGAUUCAGUCUUCCCAGCCUGGUGCAGGUCUACAAUUUUGUUUCUGGUGUCAUUUGACAGCUCUUUGGUCUUGGCCAUAGUGGAGUUUGGAGUGUGACUGUUUGAGGUUGUGGACAGGUGUCUUUUAUACUGAUAACAAGUUCAAACAGGUGCCAUUAAUACAGGUAACGAGUGGAGGGCAGAGGAGCCUCUUAAAGAAGAAGUUACAGGUCUGUGAGAGCCAGAAAUAUUGCUUGUUUGUAGAUGACCAAAUACUUAUUUUCCACCAUAAUUUGCAAAUAAAUUCAUUACAAAUCCUACAAUGUGAUUUUCUGGAUUUCUUUUUCUCAAUUUGUCUGUCAUAGUUGACGUGUACCUAUGAUGAAAAUUACAGGCCUCUGUCAUCUUUUUAAGUGGGAGAACUUGCACAAUUGGUGGCUGACUAAAUACUUUUUUCCCCCACUGUAUAUACUGAGAUCAUGUAACACUUAGAUUGCACACAGGUGGACUUUAUUUAACUAAUUAUGUGACUUCUGAAGGUAAUUGGUUGCACCAGAUCUUAUUUAGGGGCUUCAUAGCAAAAGGGGUGAAUACAUAUGCACGCACCACUUUUCCGUAAUUUAUUUUUUCGAAUUCUUUGAAACAAGUAAUUUUUUUCAUUUCACUUCACCAAUUACGACUAUUUUGUGUAUGUCCAUUACUUUAAAUCCAAAUAAAAUAUAUUUAAAUUACAGGUUGUAAUGCAACAAAAUAGGAGAAACACCAAGGGGGAUGAAUACCUUUGCAAGGCACUGUAGAUCACGGAGCUGAGCUCCCUGCCAUCCAGGACCUCUAUAUCAGGCAGUGUGAAAGGAAGGCCUGGAAAAUUGUUAAAGACUCCAGCCACCCAAGCCCAUAGACUGUUCUCUCGGCUUCCGCACGACAAGCAGUACCGGAGCAACAAGUCUGACACCAACAGGCGCCUGAACAGCUUCUAUCCCCAAGCCAUAAGAAUGCUAAAUAGCUAACAGAAUUGCUACAUGGAUUAUCUGCAGUGACCGUUUUAUUUUAUUUUUGCACUUACUCUAUGCACUCACAGGACUCUACACACACUCACACUGACACUCCAACACACACACACACACACACACACACACACACUUAAUUUGCUCACACACACACAUUCAUACUGACUCUACACACACACACACACACACACUCACAUACAAUCAUCAAAUACGCUGCUGCUACGCAUAUCCUGAUGCCUAGUCAACUUUCCCCCUUUUACGUAUCUACCCCUAAAACACUCCAGUAUCCCUGUACAUUGUAAAUAUGGCACUGACCCUGGAACUGACCUUGUACUGUAUAUAGCUUACUUACUUUCUCGUGUUCUUAUUUUUAUUCCCCGUUUUGUUUUUUAUUUAUUUUUGUUUGUGAUAUAAAAAUUAUUACAACGUGUGUUAAAUAGACUUAUUUAGCAAAAGUCAAGUAUAGAGGGGGGCAUGACUUAAACAAUUGUAGAGAUAUUGACAUUUUAAAUUAAUGUGCAGUCAAAAUGACUGCCUCGAUGCUUCUAGUGUAAAAAGCAGAGGGUGACCUUCCUAUCGCUCUGACCAGAAUAUCAGCUGUCAUUUUCUGGUCAUUUUCGGAUCUUUUCCUGACGAUUCUGAAACAGUGCAAACAGCCACCGUUUGCCAACACCCAGCAGGGGAUCGCUAUAACACACAGCAACCACCUGCUGCUUUUAGCUGUUUGUACCUCCCUACUACUCCUAUCCUGGGUGCCACGUCUUAGACUCCUGGCCCUCCCUCUUCUACUCCCUGUUUCAGAGACAGACAUCCCCUCACCUCCAUGUCCGAAAGGAGAUGAAUUGCCUGUGUUAAGGUGUGUAAUGAUUCAUCAUCAUCCUUUUCUCAUCUGUCUUGAGUGUCCCCGGGCAGAGUGGGGAGUCCUGCAUCACUAUGUUCACUCUCCCAGCUCUGACACCUAAUGUGUGGCCUGAUGGCUACAGGAGGUACUCACCUCACUGAAGUACUGGAAAACUGUGUACUGUGGUCCUCUGUAGCUCAAUUGGUAAAGCAUGGCGCUUGUAACGCCAGGGUAGUGGGUUCGAUCCCCGGGACCACCCAUACGUAAAAAUGUAUGCGCACAUGACUGUAAGUCGCUUUGGAUAAAUGCGUCUGCUAAAUGGCAUAUUAUUAUUAUUAUUAUUAUUAUUAUUAUUAUUAUUAUAUUAUAAAACCACUGCACUGGGUCUAAUGAUGUAGGCUCCAAUAUGUGGGCUCAUUGGAAGAAAAGCCACAGCUUUGAAUUCACUAGUAUAUCACUGGGCAGUGGUGUAGUUGUUUGUCUGCUUGUUAAGAAUCCGAGUUUUCUCCAUCGGAUGGCUUUAGUAGCCUAUAUGUUUGUCCAACAGUCUGUUGUUUGCUGAACAGUAUACUUUCUGUAAGCACCUGGGCAUUCCCUUUUUAAUUUUGGCUUAUUUUGCAUAUCUAAGCAUAGGCCUGGUAUUUAUAUUGCUGUAAUUGUUACACUCAAUCUUCUUCAGCGUGGUAUGACUUGCAGUUGUGAGCUUUUGUUGAAAGUGCUGAGCACAGUGGAAAGUGUUGGUGCUGUAAAUUUAAAGUGUUUAGGUCCCUGUAGACCACAAACUCCACUCAAAAUGUUUUAACCAUUUGACCUCAAUGUUUUAACCUUUACUCCAAAGUUCGUUUUAGCAAAUUGCUCCUCUAAAGUGCAAAUAAUUAUAUAAUUGUGCGUGCGUACUGGUGAGCGUGUUUUUGUGUUUGUGCCGUUGAGCGCACACUAACACACAAUCACAUAUAGUGCCUUCAGAAAGUAUUCACACCCCUUGACUUUUUCCACAUGUUGUUGUGUUACAGCCUGAAUUUAAAAUGGAUUCAAUUUAGAUGUUUUUUGUCACUGGCCUACACACACUACCCAAUAAUGUUAAAGUGGAAUUAUGUUUUUCUAAAUGUUUACAAAUGAAUUAAACAUGAAAAGCUGAAAUGUCUUGAGUGAAUAAGUCUUCAACCCCUUGCUAUGGCAAUCCUAAAUAAGUUCAGGAGUAGAAAUGUGCUCAUGAAGUCACAUAAUAAGUUGCAUGGACUCACUAAAAAUAGUGUUUAACAUGAUUUUUGAAUGACUACCUCAUCUCUGUACCCAAUGGGGACUUUAAAACAGUUACAGAGUUUAAUGGCUGUGAUAGGAGAAAACUGAGGAUGGAUCAACAACAUUGUAGUUACUCCACAAUACUAACCUAAUUGACAGAGUGAAAAGAAGGAAGCCUGUACAGAAUAAAAAUAUUCCAAAACAUGCAUCCUGUUUGCAAUAAGGCGCUAAAGUAAAAAUGCAAAGAAUGUGGCAAAGAAAUUAACUUUAAUGUCUGUCACGCCCUGGCUCUGGGACUCUGUUAUGUUGAGCCAGGGUGUGGUGUUUCUAUGUGUUUUGUGUGCUAGGGUUAUAUUCUAGUUCAUUUGUUUCUAUGUUGGCCGGUGUGGUUCUCAAUCAGAGGCAACGUGUAUCAGCUGUUGCUUGUUGUCUCUGAUUGGGGUACCAUACUUAGGCAGCCUGUUUUCCAGUGUGUUGUGGGAUCUUGUUCCGUGUUUGGUUAGUGUCUUUUGCCAAGGACGUCACGUAUCGUUUUGUUGUUUUGUUCGUGUGAUCAUCUAAUAAAUAAGUAUGUUCACUCAUCACGCUGCGCAUUGGUCCACUUCCUCCAGCGAUCGUGACAAUGUCCAACACAUCACUGAGUACCACUCUUCAUAUGUUCAAGCAUGAUGGUGGCUGCAUCAUGUUAUGGGUAUGCUUGUCAUUAGCAAAGACUAGGGAGUUUUUUUAAAUCAUAAAAAUAAACGGAAUUGAGCUAAGCACAGGCAAAAUCCUAGAGGAAAACCUGGCACAGUCUGCUUUCCAACAGACACUGGAAGACAAAUUCUUCACCUUUCAGCAGGACAAUAACCUAAAACAUAAGGCCAAAUAUACACUGGAGUUGCAUACGAAGAUGACAUUGAAUGUUUCUGAGAGACCAAGUUCCAGUUUUUACUUAAAUCGGCUUGAAAUCUAUGGAAAGACUUGAAAAUGGCUGUCUAGCAAUGAUCAACAACCAACUUGACAGAGCUUGAAGAAUUUUUUUAAUAAUAAUGUGCAAAUAUUGUACAAUCCAGGUGUGCAAAGCUCAGAGGCUUACCCAGAAAGACUCACAGCUGUAUUCGCUGCCAAAAGUGAUUCUAACAUGUAUUGACUCAGGUGAUUGAAUACUUAUCUAAUGAAGAUAUAUUAGUGUUUUUUUUUUUGUUUUGUUUUUUUACAAAUGUUUAAAAAAUUCUUACACUUUGACAUUACAGAUUAUUUUGUGUAGUUGACAAAAAAAUACAAUUAAACCCAUUUCAUCCCACUUUGUAACACAACAAAAUGUGUAAAAAGUUAGAGGGUGUGAAUACUUUCUGAAGGCACUGUAGUUCCAACUAGAUGAACACACACUUGUCCUUAACUCAACAGUAAAACAUUUUUUUUAAAUCACCCUGUCAACUUGAUAAAUGUGCUUCACCAUUAUUUAAAUACCAAUUAAGUUAGUUGGAAAAAGAUUCAGGGAGUUUGCCCAAGUCUCAGUUUUUUUUCUCAUCCUGGCAUCAACCCUUCUGACUCUGACAAAAUUGUGUCUGCUGGAGGAGGCCUAAUCCAAUCCCUGGGUAUCUGUAUCUCCUGCUCUGCAAUUUGGUUCCACGCUGUGGGUUUGUGACAGGAGAAUACUAUUAUUUUGUUGUACCAAAUGGGGGAAGAAGUGUCUCUUAGCAACAGUCUGCUGCUGCCAUGAUGCCUGAGGAAGGUAGAAUUAGUCUUAGCGAAAAGUCUCCAAAGAACGCGAAAAUGGCCCCCUUCUUUUCUUCUGUACCAGAGAAAAACUAAAAGGUUGAACAUUUACAGUGGGGGAAAAAAGUAUUUAGUCAGCCACCAAUUGUGCAAGUUCUCCCACUUAAAAAGAUGAGAGGCCUGUAAUUUUCAUCAUAGGUACACAUGAACUAUGACAGACAAAAUGAGAGAGAAAAAAAUCCAGAAAAUCACAUUGUAGGAUUUUUAAUGAAUUUAUUUGCAAAUUAUGGUGGAAAAUAAGUAUUUGGUCAAUAACAAAAGUUUCUCAAUACUUUGUUAUAUACCCUUUGUUGGAAAUGACACAGGUCAAACGUUUUCUGUAAGUCUUCACAAGGUUUUCACACACUGUUGCUGGUAUUUUGGCCCAUUCCUCCAUGCAGAUCUCCUCUAGAGCAGUGAUGUUUUGGGGCUGUCGCUGGGCAACACAGACUUUAAACUCCCUCCAAAGAUUUUCUAUGGGGUUGAGAUCUGGAGACUGGCUAGGCCACUCCAGGACCUUGAAAUGCUUCUUACGAAGCCACUCCUUCGUUGCCCGGGCGGUGUGUUUGGGAUCAUUGUCAUGCUGAAAGACCCAGCCACGUUUCAUCUUCAAUGCCCUUGCUGAUGGAAGGAGGUUUUCACUCAAAAUCUCACAAUACAUGGCCCCAUUCAUUCUUUCCUUUACACGGAUCAGUCGUCCUAGUCCCUUUGCAGAAAAACAGCCCCAAAGCAUGAUGUUUCCACCCCCAUGCUUCACAGUAGGUAUGGUGUUCUUUGGAUGCAACUCAGCAUUCUUUGUCCUCCAAACACGACGAGUUGAGUUUUUACCAAAAAGUUCUAUUUUGGUUUCAUCUGACCAUAUGACAUUCUCCCAAUCCUCUUCUGGAUCAUCCAAAUGCACUCUAGCAAACUUCAGACGGGCCUGGACAUGUACUGGCUUAAGCAGGGGGACACGUCCUGCCACUGCAGGAUUUGAGUCCCUGGCGGCGUAGUGUGUUACUGAUGGUAGGCUUUGUUACUUUGGUCCCAGCUCUCUGCAGGUCAUUCACUAGGUCCCCCCGUGUGGUUCUGGGAUUUUUGCUCACCGUUCUUGUGAUCAUUUUGACCCCACGGGGUGAGAUCUUGCGUGGAGCCCCAGAUCGAGGGAGAUUAUCAGUGGUUUUGUAUGUCUUCCAUUUCCUAAUAAUUGCUCCCACAGUUGAUUUCUUCAAACCAAGCUGCUUACCUAUUGCAGAUUCAGUCUUCCCAGCCUGGUGCAGGUCUACAAUUUUGUUUCUGGUGUCCUUUGACAGCUCUUUGGUCUUGGCCAUAGUGGAGUUUGGAGUGUGACUGUUUGAGGUUGUGGACAGGUGUUUUUUAUACUGAUAACAAGUUCAAACAGGUGCCAUUAAUACAGGUUACGAGUGGAGGACAGAGUAGCCUCUUAAAGAAGAAGUUACAGGUCUGUGAGAGCCAGAAAUCUUGCUUGUUUGUAGGUGACCAAAUACUUAUUUUCCAGUGAAGGCCUUUGAGGUGGAAUUCCACCUCAGACUUGUCUGUCGUCUGCUGCUGGAGUUUCCAUUCCAUACUUAGGAAACCUGUUUGACUGCAUUGCUAGUCACGUCAAAGAAGAAGUGUGUUCAAUGAGCAAUGCUCUGCAUGGUUUUACACAUCAAAUAACCAUGGUGGCAGUAUGGCGGGGUGGCAGAGGGUUUCAUAUUGGCACGUGAAUUGAAUACAUUUCCUUUAAACCUCUUGAGAAAUACACCAGUUAACAUAGAUAUUUACUUUUAUGGUAUAGUAUAGCCUCCCCAAUGGGCACAGACGUCAAUUCAACGUUUAUUCCACGUUAGCUCAACGUCAAUUCAUUUUUUUCAUUGAAAUGACUUGGAAACAACAUUGAUUCAACCAGUGUGUGCCCAGUGGGUCAGUGCUAACAGGAAUGUUACUUUAUUGAAGUGUAUGAGCUGAUUUUGCAUCAAAUAACCACUGUGGCGGUAUAGAGACUUAUUGGAGUUCCUCCUGUACAUUUCCAUUGAAAUCUCUUGAGAAAUACACCAGUUAACAUAGCGACUUACUUCUUGGUAUAGCAUAGCCUUAGUGCACACAAAACUAUUUAUGUUAGUGUAGUGUAUGAGACUCUCUGUGGACUAAAUGUAUUAUUCACACUAGCGUGACAGGCUGCAUAAUUAAAUAAGCGGGGUGGGCUCUGUUAAUUGGCUGUGGGCUUGGAGGGGGCUGUACAUGUGGGUUAACCCCAAGGUGUUGUUGUUUGUGUUGGUCUCCACUGCAUUGGUGCCCCACAUAAAAAGCAUGUGUGGAGAAAACCUGGGAGUGCCUCCCUGGCAUUGGGAUUGGAAAUGGCCAUGUUCCCAACGUUCCCAUUCAUCCAUGUCCAAUAUAGUGGUUUAGGGAUCAGUACAUGGGCACACAGUCACAUACGUAAUACACACACACAUUUUUGCGUCCCUUUGAUAUUUUAACUAGAAAUUGUGCACCAAUAUUGAAUUUUAAAAGCCUGUUAGAUUAAAUGCAUUGCCCUGGCUUUAAUAUAAACAACAUGGAACAUUUUAUGAAUGUGAUUUUUUUAUAUGAAUAAAGAAAUGUCCCACAUCACAGUUUUUCUAACUUCUAGGAACAUUUAACCCCAAAAUGUCCCAAAGUUUUCACCAUUGUAAAGCCCUAGUUAUUUUGUUCCUUUGACAAAGUCAUUUCUGAAGAUAAUUAUUUAUUUCAUGUGAUUAGUGGUUAAUUUACGUUUGUCCCUCAUUUUAAGGUCAACCCUGUUACAUGAACUGAACUAUAAUUUGAAUAUGGUGAAACUAUUCCUUUUAAAAUAUUUUUUUCUAAAGAAACAUUGAACAUUCAAAUCAUAGUGUAAAAGAAGGUGAGUAUUUUAUGGUGUUUUGUGGUAGAAAACUGAGAGCGUCGAACAUAACUAUGUUACCCAUAGUAGCUUGCAUUCAGUUGCCCCUCCCUGCUACACAAGACAUGCUUCCAUUCCCCCUGUCACACGGGGCGCUAUGGCUGAUUUAAAAUGAAGUCAUCAAUGGUCAACCUUGUGGCUUUUAAUUGGCAAUUUUCCUGUUACAUUUUUCUUAAUUUGACCUCUUUUUUUAUGGGAAAAAUGUUUUUUAUAUUAAGUGGAACAUGCGCUCUUUAAGACAGAAUAGAAACAUUUGGUGAAAUAAAAUGUUUUUCUUAACAGUAUUACACUACCCAAAAGGACCUAUUUUUGUGGAAUGACCCAGGUAACACCUACAAGCUUUAAUGUACAGAUACACUUGCACACACACGUAACACAUACAGCUACCCAUUCUCUCCACACACGUGCAAGCACAUGCACGUGCAAACUCAGAAUCACACAUUCUGUGGCACAGGCUUUAUAUUGACUACAUGUACAGAUUUACUUUAAUAGUUCCAUAUUCUUAGACAAUGAUUUCUGUGUUUCUCUCUCUUUCUGUCUCACAGGGAUAUCAAACCAGACAACAUCUUGUUAGAUGAGCAAGGUGAGGAUGCCUCUUCUUAGAGAUGACUUUAUCCUGUACUCAUUAGAUGUUUGCGACAUGUGUGCAUGUUUUACCUUUGUCACAUACUUUAUGUAGGCACGUGUAGGCCAUUCGAGUGACAUUGUUGUUAAUGUGCGUGUGUACAGUAUUUGUGAUAGAGAAGGAGAGGGAACAAGAGAGAACGAGAGGGAGAGCGUGUGAAAGAGCGAGAGAGAAAAAUAUCACUAUGUAAAAUGAGCAUCUGAGAAGGAAAAUGGUCCAAGGUGACAGGUAGGACACACAGCCAUGACUCUGCAGGAUGUUACUGUAGGUAUCACCACGGUAACGGGGUCAGCACUCAUGCAGAAGAGCCAGAAUGUGUGUCUCACACCCCACCAUGCUUUGAAGACAUGCAGAAAGAAGCUCAAGGACACACUAGUCCACUUCACUACUGUAGUCUAUAGACAGCAGCUCUUACUGGAUAAUGCUCAGGCAGACUCUGCUUCAAGUCUUUUUUUUUUAUAUACAGUACCAGUCAAAGGUUUGGACACACCUACUCGUUAAAUGGUUUUUCUUUAUUUUUACUAUUUUCUACGUUGUAGAAUAAUAGUGAAGACAUUAAAACUAUGAAAUAACACAUAUGGAGUCAUGUAGUAACCAAAAGUGUUAAACAAAUCAAAAUAUAUUUUAUAUUGAGAUUCUUCAAAGUAGCCACCCUUUGCCUUGAUGACAGCUUUGCACACUCUUGGGAUUCUCUCAACCAGCUUCAUGAGGUAGUCACCUGGAAUAUAUUUCAAUUAACAGGUGUGCCUUGUUAAAAGUUAAUUUGUGGAAUUUCUUUCCUUCUUAAUGCAUUUGAGCCAGUCAGUUGUGUUGUGACAAGGUAGGUGUGGUGUACAGAAGCUAGCCCUAUUUGAUAAAAGACCAAGUCCAUAUUAUGGCAAGAACAGCUCAAAUAAGCAAAGAGAAACGACAGUCCAUCAUUACUUUAAGACAUGAAGGUCAGUCAAUCUGGAAAAAUUUCAAGAACUUUGAAAGUUUCUUCAAGUGCAGUCGCAAAAACCAUCAAGCGCUAUGAUGAAACUGGCUCUCAUGAGGACCGCCACAGGAAAGGAAGAUCGAGUUACCUCUGCUGCAGAGGAUAAGUUCAAUAGAGUUAACUGCACAUCAGAUUGCAGCCCAAAUAAAUGCUUCACAGAGUUCAUGUAACAGACACAUCUCAACAUCAACUGUUCAGAGGAGACUGCGUGAAUCAGGCCUUCAUGGUCGAAUUGCUGCAAAGAAACCACUAAUAAAGGACACCAAUAAGAAGAAGAGACUUGCUUGGGCCAAGAAACAUUCCAACCGCCGUGUCUUUGUGAGACGCAGAGUAGGUGAACGGAUGAUCUCCACAUGUGUGGUUCCCACCGUGAAGCAUGGAGGAGGAGGUGUGAUGGUGUGGGGGUGCUUUGCUGAUGACACUGCCAGGGAUUUAUUUAGAAGUCAAGGCACACUUAACCAGUAUGGAUACCACAGCAUUCUGCAGCGAUACGCCAUCCCAUCUGGUUUGGGCUUAGUGGGACUAUAAUUUGUUUUUCAACAGGACAAUGACCCAAAAGACACCUCCAGGCUGUGUAAGGGCUAUUUGACCAAGAAGGAGAGUGAUGGAGUGCUGUAUCAGAUGACCUGGCCUCCACAAUCACCCGACCUCAACCCAAUUGAGAUGGUUUUGGAUAAGUUGGACCGCAGAGUGAAGGAAAAGCAGCCAACAAGUGCUCAGCAUAUGUGGGAACUCCUUCAAGACAGUUGGAAAAGCAUUCCAGGUGAAGCUGAUUGAGAGAAUGCCAAGAGUGUGCAAAGCUGUCAUCAAGGCAAAGGGUGGCUACUUUGUAGAAUUUCAAAUAUUCCAUAUGUGUUAUUUAAUAGUUUUGAUGUCUUCACUAUUAUUCUACAAUGUAGAAAAUAGUAAAAAUAAAGAAAAACCCUUAAAUGAGUAGGUGUGUCCAAACAUUUGACUGCUACUGUAUAUAUUUUUUUAUGGACAUUGACAGGCAGAAGGUAGAGAGGGAGACGGAUACAGUGCCUUGCAAAAGUAUUCAUCCCCCUUGGCGUUUCUCCUAUUUUGUUCCAUUACAACCUGUAAUUUAAAUAGAUUUUUAUAUGGAUUUAAUGUAAUGGAAAAUAGUCAAAAUUGGUGAAGUGAAAUACAAAAAAAACUUGUUUCAAGAAAUUCAAAUAAAUAAAUAACGGAAAAGUGGUGCAUGCAGAUGUAUUCACCCCCUUUGCUAUGAAGCCCCUAAAUAAGAUCUGGUGCAACCAAUUACCUUCAGAAGUCACAUAAUUAGUUAGAUUGCACACAGGUGGACUUUAUUUAAGUGUCACAUGAUCUGUCACAUGAUCUCAGUAUAUAUACUUGCAACGCCAGGGUUGUGGGUUCGAUUCCCACUGGGGGGCAGUAUGAAAAAUGUAUGCACUCACUAACUGUAAGUCGCUCUGGAUAAGAGCGUCUGCUAAAUGACUCAAAUGUAAAUAUACACCUGUUCUGAAAGGCCCCAGAGUCUGCAACACCACUAAGCAAGGGGCACCACCAAGCAAGCGGCACCAUGAAGAACAAGGAUCUCUCCAAACAGGUCAGGAACAAAGUUGUGGAGAAGUAUAGAUCAGGGUUGGGUUAUAAAAAAAUAUCAGAAACUUUGAACAUCCCACGGAGCACCAUUAAAUCCAUCAUUAAAAAAUGGAAAGAAUAUGGCACCACAACAAACCUGCAAAGAGAGGGCCGCCCACCAAUACUCACGGACCAGGCAAAGACGGCAUUAAUCAGAGAGGCAACAAAGAGACCAAAGAUAACCCUGAAGGAGCUGCAAAGCUCCACAGCGGAGAUUGGAGUAUCUGUCCAUAGGACCACUUUAAGCCGUACACUCCACAGAGCUGGGCUUUACGGAAAAGUGGCCAGAAAAAAGCCAUUGCUUGAAGAAAAAAAUAAGCUAACAGGUUUGGUGUUCGCCAAAAGGCAUGUGGCAGACUCCCCAAACAUAUGGAAGAAGGUACUCUGGUCAGAUGAGACUAGAAUUGAGCUUUUUGGGCAUCAAGGAAAACGCUAUGUCUGGCGCAAACCCAACACCUCUCAUCACCCCGAGAACACCAUCCCCACAGUGAAGCAUGGUGGUGGCAGCAUCAUGUUGUGGGGAUGUUUUUCAUCGGCAGGGACUGGGAAACUGGUCAGAAUUGAAGGAAUGAUGUAUGGCGAUAAAUACAGGGAAAUUCUUGAGGGAAACCAGUUUCAGUCUUCCAGAGAUUUGAGGCUGGGACGGAGGUUCACCUUCCAGCAGGACAAUGACCCUAAGCAUACUGCUAAAGCAACACUUGAGUGGUUUAAGGGGAAACAUUUAAAUGUCUUGGAAUGGCCUAGUCAAAGCCCAGACCUCAAUCCAAUUGAGAAUCUGUGGUAUGACUUAAAGAUUGCUGUACACCAGCAGAACCCAUCCAACUUGAAGGAGCUGGAGCAGUUUUGCCUUGAAGAAUGGGCAAAAAUCCCAGUGGCUAGAUGUGCCAAGCUUAUAGAGACAUACCCCAAGAAACUUGCAGCUGUAAUUGCUGUAAAAGGUGGCUCUAUAAAGUAUUGACUUUGGGGGGUGGUGAAUAGUUAUGCACGCUCAAGUUUUCUGUUUUUUUGUCUUAUUUCUUGUUUGCUUCACAAGAAAAAAUAUUUUGCAUCUUCAAAGUGGUAGGCAUAUUGUGUAAAUGAAAUAAUACAAACCCCCAAAAAUCCAUUGUAAUUCCAGGUUGUAAGGCAACAAAAUAGGAAAAAUUUCAUAACCCUGUCGCCAGCGGGUAUAUGUGGUCUGCAGUCGGCAGCGCUACCACUAGACCAGAUUCCGGCAAACAAAUGUCUUGUUGACACACCUGAAUCAUGGUUUAACUAAACUAUUUGUGUUUUUUUGUUUUGUUUAUCAGUUAGUUAGUCAGACAGAACUAAUUUGAUUUAGGCUACGUCAGGCAAUAUAGAUAGUAAACCUACUCAAGUUCAGACAAAAAUAGAUACCGUAGCUUUAAGUUUAUUUUGGAUAGUUUUGUUAGAGAAAGAAACAUGUUUUUGGGAGUUUUAUGGAUGUCGUGUUACAGUAUAUUUGAGUUUGGUUCUAAGGAUUGCUAUCGUCACAGGCCACGCCCACCUGACAGACUUCAACGUUGCUACAAUAAUAAAGGAUGGAGAGAGGGCCACGGCCUUAGCUGGAACCAAGCCCUACAUGGGUAAGACUUUUAUACCUGUUAUUCCUUCAGCCCUUGGAAACCCUUAUCACUAGCCUGGACCCAGAUCUGUUUAUGCUGUCUUGCCAACUCCUAUGGUCAUUGUCACGACUAUGACAAGACAGAUCUGGGACCGUAUCUCUAACAUACUGUGUAAAUAUCCAUCAGUGUGCUAUGGUCUUGUGUGGGUGUAGCCUAGCUGACUGACUCUGUCUGUGUUGUAUCUCCUCCAGCCCCAGAGAUAUUCCAGUCCUUUGUGAGCGGGGGUGUGGGUUAUGCCUUUGAGGUGGACUGGUGGUCACUAGGCGUGACGGUUUUUGAGGUGCUGCGUGGAUGGGUAAGGAAAGGGUUUAUGGGAAGUGGGGCUGUUCUUGAGUUAUGACAACUGAAGCUUACUGUAUGUGGUUGAUACUCACCUCUUUCCAUCUCUCACUGUCUGUCUAUGCUUUCUUCUCUCUCUCUCUCACACCCCCCUCCAUCUAUCUCUCUCUCACCCCCCUCCAUCUCUCUCUGCCUCUCUCUCUCACCCCUUUCUCCCUCUCUUCCCUCCUUCUCCCUCUCUACCCCUUCCCUCUCCCUCUCACCCGCUCUCUCUCUCUCGCCCUCUGUCAGAGGCCCUAUGAGAUCCAUGCCAGUAACUCAGUGGAGUCUUUAAUGCAGCUCUUCAGUACAGUCAGUGUGCAAUACAACUCCACCUGGCCCAAGGAUCUGGUCCAUCUCAUGAGGAAGGUGAGUGGGGAGGGGAGGGGAAGGGUAAGGGGGAAGGAAAGAGAUGAGUGGAGGGGAUUUGAUUUUUGAUUUAUUAGAAUCCCUGUUAGCCGACGCCAAUAGAUACAGCUAGUCUUACUGGGGUCCGAGAAGAGCUGAGAGCAGAGGAAAGGACAGUAAAGGGGAUGAGAGGAGAGGAGAUGAGGGGCAGAAGUGGAGAGAUGGGCUGCUGUGGAGGGUAGAAUUGUCAGGGGAAAGUCUACAGUGGAGUAGAGAGUCGAGUCAGUGGUCAGAAGACAUUGGGAGGCUAAGCAUAAUUGGGGUGUAGAGGCUCACAGCAAUAGUUGAGGUGAAAGUGGAUGGAGGGAGAGUUGCCUGAGGCCAGAGGGGAACAGAGGGAGAUAUUUAGAGAUAUAAGGUCAAGGAGGAGAGACAAAUGGAGUGGCAGGGAGUCAGAGUAGUGAGGGACUACUCUCUACUCUGCUCGUCUGCUCCAGUCAGAGUCAACGAGGCUCCAGAGCAAUGGCAUUUGUAUCUUCCGCUCGGCUGCUGAUCGAUUACCAAGUCUGAACUCCACCUAGACGGACCUAACCAGCCCUCUGGGAGAAAUGACUCGUCUGAUAUUAUAGAUAGUGGGAAAGUCUGGAGAGAGACGGUUGCCGUGGCAACAGAACCACAUCCCAAAAUCAUUUCUCCUAGGUUUAUGUUAAGCUGUCCCAGGGCGAAACCAAACAGCUGUUCCAUUUCAAAUAAUCGUUUCGAUGUCUCACAUAUGGGGAUUCACUCUAGAAGAUUCACUAACUGAAGAACCAAUCACAGCGUCUGUUGGAGACAGUGUCUGUUGGAGAAGCUCUCCUCAGCACGACUAGAUCACUCUCUCCUACUGAACUGUUCUCAGGCGAACCGUGAGGUUAAAGAUGUAGAACGUAGGACCCCGGCUCCUGUCGAUAGUGUUGAGUACUGACCGAAAGGAAAGUUUUGCUUAGAGUAGAUUUUAUUUUCUACUCCUCAGUCUCCUGUGGUAGCUAGCAUCACAAGCAAGCCCCCGGUAGUUGAGCCGUCACUGGCCAACGACCUCAAGCCCAGUGCUGCGUCACAGACCGACACUUCUCUUCCUUGGAAGACAAAGCGCUUUUCCACCUCCAUCUUCCAGAAGUUUUACAUGUCUGCUGCACAUUCAUUACGGACGUUGAACGUAAUGUCCCUCCAGGCCGAUUUGCUGCUGGAGAUGGGCAAUCUCUUAGCCACUGAUACUGCCAACCAGGACUUAUGGGAGGAGACUCAACCUCCGGGCCUCCAGAGGCGGUGGGCACGCCAUGAGCCUUGCGGUGGUGGGGGAGAGAGCCUUGUGGCUCAACUUGUCCAGCCUCUCGGACAAGGAAAAGGCAGAUUUCCUUAACGCUCCUGUAGCGCCAAAGGAACUGUUUAGGCCUUCUGUCGCCGCCAUGCGGCAGAAGUGCGAACUUCAGAAGAAGGAAGGUGAAGCCUUCAACUUCUGCUUGCCCCUUAGACUUGGGCACUGUGGCAACCAGGUCUGCCCCUCCACGAGUGAAAGCUUCACGGCAGGGAGAGGGCAACACACUGGUACCAGGGUUUUUCCGCAAUGCAAAACCCCCAGCGAUGCAGCAGGCUGUGAACCCACAGUUCGGCUCUCCUUACAGAGGCCGACAGUGGGGGAAGUGGUCCUUCGCUGCUACCGCAUCAAGGUCCUGUCCACCUGAUUCCCCUGGGAAGAAGGGGCAUCCGACCUAGGGCUACGUUCCCAGCGGUAGAGAGGGGCAGCUAACAGAUCACUCCAUGUUCUGGCCUGCCCCGAAGUGCACCCGGCUCCACAGCUCUCCCCUCAGCGCUUUCACAAGCAGCCGAGGCAAGAAGACAAAUGAUCAGUCAACCCAUUCUGGACCUACGGGUCCUCAACAGCUAUCUGAGAAAGUACACAUUCUGUAUUCUUACACUCAAAGUGCUGUCUCGCUCUAUUCGUUGAGGCAACGUUUGUCGACCUGCAGGACACUUAUUUUCACAUAAGUAUUCUGCCAGCACACAGGAAGUUUCUCAAGUUUGCCUUUCAAGGCACAUGCUGUUAAUAUCUCGCUGUCCCCUUCGGGCUAGCACUAGCUCCACGAACGUUCAGCAAGUGUAUGGAGGCGGCCCCAACACAGGAGCAAGCGGUAUUAGACAUUACUUCCCUUGUAACACAUCUCAUCGAGUUAUGGUUCAAGAUCUUGCUCCGGCCAAACGCUACGCCACGCCCACUGACAUUUGUUUCUUCUCCGCAAUGAGUCUGAAUCUGAGUACCUCCAAGACGAUUUCCAGAACGGAAAAACGUUUUAAUUGUUCUGAUUGGUCCUAGAAACCAAUAGGUUGGGCCAGAGCCAGAAAAUUCGUAAUUGGCUUUGCUACUCUGAUUGGUUAGAGAUGAUUCAAUCACUGAUUACUUUGUUUUGUACAACACCCCUCAUUUUGACGUCACCACAAACAACUUCAAUAAUGGCAGUAUCAGACUGAAGUAUGUAGCGAACGAUAGAACAGUGGAUUUAUUCAGUUUAAGUCGUCAGGCAAGGAUUCUCUCUCUUAUCGGGCUACACUAUUGGACGACCACAUCACGUCGUUCCGAUAGUGCCUCUCCCUGUUCAACAGGGGGCACUCGGUCACGCUCAAAACGUGCCUCUGAGUGCUGGGGUUGAUGGCGUCCACCAUCUCAGUUGUACCGCUAGGACUACUGAGAAUAGGAGACUUUCAGUGUUGGGUAUCUGCCCAUCGCCUGUGUCCACGACGGCACCUCAAUCGAAAGAUAACGGUGACCAUGAACUGUCUCUUGGCUCUCUGUCACUGGAAGAGCCCCUCGAUCUUCAUUUCAGGCACUCCCCUAGGGUAGUGUCAUCAAGGAAGGUGGUGACAGGGUGGGGUGCAGUUCACGAGGGAAGAGCAAUAAACGGUUUUUGGUCCCCGCAGCUCCAUCACGCUCAUAUAAAUUAUUUCAAACUGCUGACAGUGUUUCAUUCAUUGAUACACUUUCUACCCUUCCUUCGAAAUUGUCAAAUCAUGGUCAGGACAGACAAUUCGACUGUGGUGGCACUCGCUAUCUACAUUUACACAUUACUCACAUCUUCUCAUUACGCGCGACUUAUUUCCUGGGCGUACUGAAUGUAGGAGCGGACUUGUUGUCCAGAGGGAAGCCCCUUCAUGGGGAUUGGAGACCCCAUCCCCAGGUGGUGAACCAGAUCUGGGAGAGACACGGUCUAGCCACUGUAGAUCUCUUCGCAUCGCACAAAGACACACACUGUCCGUUGUUCCUUGUGAUAGCAGGAGAUGGACCACUGGGGUUGGACCCACUGGCACAUCCUUGGCCAAGGGUGAUGCUUUAUGCUUUUCCUCCUCUAUGCUUGAUACUCCCCACUCUGGACAGAGUGAGGGAACAAGGCUUCUCUCUCAUCUUGGUAGCCACUCGAAUGCCAGGGAAGCUCUGGCUAGCGGAGAUUACUCUCCUGCUUUACGACGAGCCCUGGCAGCUACCGUUAGGAUAUUUUGACCCAAAGCGAACAGAGAUGUUUUCCACCCUCACCCAGAAACCAUGGCGCUAUGGGCCUGGCCUGUGAGAGGAUGCGACAGGCUUGCCAAUCGGAGUCAUUGAGACUAUCCAGAGUUCAAGGGCCCCUUCUACACGCUCAUUGUAUGGAAACAAGUUGUGCAUUUAUGAGAAGUGGUGUGACCGAAAACAGAUAAUUCCUUAACGAUGCUCAGUACGCAAGGUUUUAUGCUUUCUGCAGGACAUUUUGGACAGAGUGAAGGCAUUUUCCACUGUUAAGGUCUAUUUAACCGAUAUCUCAGCCUUUCAUAUAGGCUUGGACAAUAACACAGUAGGGAAACACCCUCUGUUAUGUCGUUUUAUGAAGGGAGCGCGUCGCUUAUGCCCAAGCCUUUAUCCCCAUCUUGGGACCUGUCUAUUGCGCUUGAGGCAAUUCCGCAGCAGCCUUUUGAGCCGCUGGACAGCUUUACUGAUUGACCUUACAUCCGGAAAGCAAGUGAGUGACCUGCACGAUCUGUCAGUCCACCAUUCAUGCCUUCAGUUUGCCCCGGUGUUAUCCAAGGUAACAUUGUUACCCAUCCCCGCCUUUACGCCUAAGGUCAGCAGCGAUUACUAUUGUCUCUCCUUAGAGCUUAUGGCUUUCCAGCCGCCGCCCUUCACUUCUACGGAAGAAGAGCGUCUCCACCGUUUAUGUCCAGUGGUUGCUUUACGCAUCUACUUGGAUAGAACGAGAGCAUGGCGAAAGAGUGACCAACUCUUCGGGUGGGCCCCGCUCUCGUCAACGGCAAUCCCAUUGGACAGUGGAGGCUAUUGUAUUGACUUAUAGCAAGGGUUUGCAGUCAGGGUUGGGGAGUAACUGAUUACAAGAAAACGUAACUGUAAUCAGUUAUGUUACAAGCAAAAAUAUUGUAAUCAGAUUAAAGAUACUUUUGAAAAACGAGAUGAUUACUUCUUGGAUACUUUUAAAUUCAAGAUACAUUAUGACACCUUUCUGAUUUCUCAAUGACAUUCAAUUCAGCAUUGGAAAAGGCUCAAAUUUAAGUUUGUUCCACCUGAGCGAGUCUGACCACAAGUCAGAGACCGCUUUGAUGACACACCAAAUGCGUUUGAUGGAUGCUUUUUGUCUUCUUCAAAUGCCUGUUAAGGGGAAAGUAAUCCAAAAGUAACUGAAAGUAAUCAGUCUUUCUUACUGAGUUUGGGUAAUCUAAAUGUUUACUGAUUACAAUUUUGGACAGGUACUGUAACUAGUAACUGAAAUGAAUUACAUUUAGAAAGUAACCUACCCAACCCUGUUUACAGCCCCGGGAGGGCAUCAGGGCUCAUUCCACCAGAGGUAUGGUUACCUCUUGGGCACUGUUCAAAUGCAUCUCUUUGCAAGAGAUUUACGAUGCAGUAUGUUGGGCCACCCCACAUACGUUUGAGGUUUUACAGACUGGAUGUCACUGCACCUUUGUUGGCGCAUACUGUCCUCAGUGUCAGAGCCUCUGAGGGGUGAUGCUAUUGGGACUACUCUGGCUUUGGAGAGCAUGUCUGCGAUACAGGAGUUGGCCAUAUCCCCAAAUGUGAGACAUCGAAACGAUUAUUUGAAUUAGAACUUAGAGUUACUUGUGUAACCCUGGUUUUGUGAUAAUGUGAGGUGAGAUGUCUCACUGAAUUUCCCUGGUUGCAAGAGCGCAAGGAACAGAGGCAUGCAUGAGAAUGACCAGAGGCGGGGCGAGUUGCGCCUUAUAAGGCGGGGAGGGGCUCACCUCUUUGCCACUUUACCUGUCUGUCUCCAACAGAUGCUGUGAUUGGUUCUUCAGUUAGUGAAUCUGCUAGAGGACGAAUCCCCAUAUGUGAGAUAUCUCACUCAUAUUAUCAUAGAACCAGUGUUACGUAAAUACCCUAGAUUUCCCUUCAUUGUAGAGACAACACUAUUGAUACAAGUCAAUUGUAUGAAGUUUCUCCACUGACAAUGAUCUCAAUCCUUCUCUAAUUCCAUUUAUGCUAAUCGGGGUGGCGUCUUUAUUUUGGAUUGAUAAGGCACCUAAGCCCUGUACUGUAUGACUGUGGCUGAUUUUAAGAGUGCCCCCUAAUGUCGAUACUACCUAGACUAUUGGAUCUGAUUUUAACAUUCAACCUGUUUUGUCACAAGCCAUGAGGUUUUUCAAUUCAAUUCAAGGUGACUUUAUUAAUCCCUGCGAGGAAAUUAGAAAGCAAUGUAGUGGAUACUGUAGAGGUGAUAGUGUUUGAGUCUUUAAUGGAACUAAAUUAUGUACAGUAUAAUCUGUGUGUGUGUACGUGCGUUCACAUGUCUGUGUGUGUCUCCCAGCUGCUGACGGUGAACCCAGAGCAUCGUUUCUCCAGCCUGUCUCACAUGCAGACGGCUCCCUACCUCUCUGACAUCAACUGGGACGCUGUGUACGAGAAGAAGAUAGAGGCAGGGUUUGUUCCUAACGUAAGUAUGGACCACACAUUUAUCAUGUGGGAGCAUAAAAUGCAGUGUGCUGCGUUUUCACCUUUUAUGGACCAUAAACACCGAUUCACACUUCACACAUACAGUAUAUAAGAUGAACUACAUUAUCUCAUCUUGUUAAUUUAUUCAGACAUAUAAACAUACACAUGUAGUCUUAUACAUAACCUAGUCUCUCACACUUGUUACAUUCUGUGAAAUGUCCAUAUUUGCUUCGCUGUUAUUAUUAUUAUUAUUAUUAUUAUUAUUAUUAUUAUUAUUAUUUAUCCUGCUACUUUCUCCUAAUCCCUGCCUAUAUGUACAUAUCUAGCUCAAUACUCCAGUAUCCCUGCACAUUGUAAAUGUGGUACUGGCACUGACCUAGUAUAUUCAUGGGCUGCACGUUGCGUCACAAUAUUGUUUUGAACAUUCGUUUUUGGACUGAUGUUCAACUGAGCAUUCUACUCAAUGCAUCCUGAUUGGGCGUUGAUGAAGAUUUGGUCUGAAGUGCAUUACUGUGGCAAAUAAUUAAUAGGAAAACCUUUUGUCAUCAUUUUGAUGUCGCCAGAUUGACUUUAGAUGCAUUAAAACGUUAGCUAGCUAGCUAAGAUUGAGGGUAGACCUCCAGAUUUUAGCUAGCUAACAUUAGCUUUGCUAGCUAAUUUUGAUUAAACUUUGCUCGCUAAUGACAACAUUGCCAUCCGUCUAAAGUAAAUUUGACAACAUGAUGAUGAUGACAAAGUUGUUUCCUACUAAAUAUGUGCCUACUUUAGCAAUGGCAUCGUUUUCCCAAGCCCCUAUAGUGUAAUUUUGACUAAACAGUAAUUAGCCCUGGUUCUACCUUUGAGCAUUAAUAUGGCUGUAGUGUCUGUAGAACGUUGAUAACAAUGGCAACGACGCGACCGAGUGACAGCGGUGCAAUCAUGAAUAGCUUCCUCUCUUAUUUCUUGUGUUUUUUGUAUUUAUUUGUAUUUUCUUAUUAGUUAUACUUUUUUUGUAUUGAAUACUGCACUGUUGGCUAAGGCUUGCAAGUUAAGCAUUUCACUGCACUUGUGCAUGUGACAAAUAAAUACAUAUAAAAAAACUAUAAUAAGUCCAUAUUUAUUGCUUCACAGUUUAUUCAUGCAUGGUUUUGUGUUUGUGGUGUUUGCGUGUGUGUGCGUGCAUAUGUGUGUGUAUGUGCGUGUCUGUAUUAGUGUAUAUAGUUAUUCAGUAGUGUACUGUGUGUCUUGGUUCCACAGAAGGGCCGUCUGCAUUGCGACCCCACCUUUGAGCUGGAGGAGAUGAUACUAGAAUCUCGUCCCCUCCACAAGAAGAAGAAGAGACUGGCCAAGAACAGGUCACGGGAAGCCAGCAAGGAUUCCCAGUCUGUGAGUGUCACAUCAACCAGUCACUACUGACUGUACCUGGAUCAUGUUAAUCAGAAUCACUUUAUUCGCCAAGUACAUUUACACAUACCCAGAAUUUGACUUAGUGAAUAGGUGCUGCCAGCAAUAGACAAUGUACAAACAGAAUACAGACCCAAGUCAACCAAACGGAAGAAGACAUGGAGGGACUACCUGAAUUUGUCCAAUAAGAAAUGUUCUCCUUUGCCCAAAAAAACAACCCUGUUAAAUAGUGCUUUAGCCAUGAGGCAUAGGACAGUGUGGCAGAUCUUGGUUUACACAGAGGGCAGGGAGGGCAUUCUGUAGCCUCCUCUUCCCCAGUUGUUAUUUUUCUCCCUUCAUUUCAUGAAUAUCAUAAAUCUCUGUCUUAAAGGCCGGUUAUUUUCUUGCAUGAUUACAGUAUUAUAAGAAAUCCCCCUUAUUAUCUGUGAUUGCGCCCAUUAUUUACCAUGGAUUUUAAACAAUCCAUAUUUAUGAGCUGUGCCAGGUUUUCAUCAGCCAAGCCCCUCAUUACGAGCACCACAUUAUUAAAGUCGACCUUCAGUGUUAUCAAGAGUGAUCUCAGGGCGCUGUAAAAGCAGUAAAGCUUGUAUCUUCUAACAAUAGCCCCCAUCUUACUCCGGGCCUGAGUAGUCUUCUAGUGUGUGAGGGGGCUCAGUUAUUACCUAGAUUAUUAAAUUAUGAAGCCAUCAGUGGGGAUGUCAUGCCUCCAAGUGCUUUCGGAAAUAUGAGCUUCUAUUUUUGUCCUGUGCCAAACAUCCAAUUUGAGGGAAAGCACACAAACAAAUCACUGGGCGUGAUUUGAAGGAGGGAAGAAGGGGGUGUUUGUAAUCUUUCAGGUCUCACUGGUGAUUGAUUGAGGUGAGAUUGAUCUCGUACUUCAUCGUUGUCGACCUUUGUGGGUGAUGAUGAUAAUGGCUAUUCUCUUUCCUUCACUGCCCUCAGGAGAACGACUACCUACAGGAGUGCCUUGAAGUCGUGCAGUCAGAGUUCAUGAUCUUCAACCGCGAGAAGUAAGAUCACUAACCAAACCCUUCGCCUGGGAGACAAAUCAAAACAUAUUCAUGUUAAACCAUUGAGGAACACUUAAAAAAAAAAAAGUGGUAUGCAUAAGGCUGACAUACCACCUGCGUAAGGACUAUACGACACCUGAUAUACACGUGAAUAGAUAUUUAUGAAUGUUUGUUUCAGCUGACCCAAGCAUUGUUAGCUCUAUAAUAAUAUACUAAGAUUAUAUAAACGCGGAACCAAUUACUGAACCUGGAAGACCACUACAAAACAUAUUAAUGUUACAUCAUUCUUAGCUCUAUAGUGCCUUCAGAAAGUAUUCACACCCCUUUAUACAUUUUGUUUUGUUACAGCCUGAAUUUAAAAUAGAUUAAAUCGAGAUUUUGUCACUGAUCUACACACAAUAUCCCAUAAUGUCAAAGUGGAAUUUUGUUUGUAGAACAUUUUAGAAAUGAAUAACAAAUGUAAAGCUGAAAUGUCAAUAAGUAUUCAACCCCUUUGUUGUGGCAAGCCUUAAGUUCAGGAGUAAACAUGUGCUUAACAAAUCACAUAAUAAGUUGCAUGGACUCAUUCCAUGUUCAAUAAUAGUUGUUAACAUAGUUUUUUUUUAUAACUACCGCAUCUAUGUACCCCACAAUUAUCUGUAAGGUCCCUCAACCGAGUAUUGAAUUUCAAGCACAGAUUCAACCACAAAGACCAGGGAGGUAUUUCAGUGCCUCACAAAGAAGGGCACCGAUUUGUAGAUGUGUACAGAUUUUAAAAAGCAGAUGUUGAAUAUCCCUUCGAGCAUGGUGAAGUUAUUAAUUACACUUUGGGUGUAUUGAUACACCAUCCAGUCACCGGAGAGGAACUCAGUUGCCGGAGAGGAAGGAAACUCCUCAGGGAUUUCACCAUGAGGCCAAUGAUGAUUUUAAACAGUUACAAGGUUUAGUGGUUGUGAUAUGAGAUCUGAGGAUGGAUCAACAACAUUGUAAUUACUCCACAAUACGAACCUAAAUGACAGAGUGAAAGGAAGGAGCCUGACAGAAUAAAAAAUAUUCCAAAAUAUGCAUCCUGUUUGCAACAAGGCACUAAAGUAAUACUUUGAAAAAUGUGGCAAAGAAAUUCACUUUUCUUGUCCUGAAUACAAAGCGUUGUGUUUGGGGCAAAUCCAACACAACACAUUACUGAGUACCACUCUUCAUAUUUUCAAGCAUGGUGGUGGCUGCAUCAUGUUAUGGGUAUGCUUGUCAUCAGCAAGGACUAGAGAGUUUUUUUUUAGGAUAAAAAGAAAAGGAAUACAGCUAUAAGCACAGGCAAAAUCCUACAGGAAAACCUGGUUUAGUCUGCUUUCCAGCAGACACUGGGAGACAAAUCCACCUUUCAGUAGGACAAUAACUUAAAAUACAAAGCCCAAUCCACACUGGAGUUGCUUACCAAAACGACAUCGAAUAGCAAUGAUCAUCAAUCAACUUGACAGAGCUUGAAGAAUAAAAAAAUAAAAAAUGGACAAAUAUUGUACAAUCCAGGUGUGCAAAGCUCUUAGAGACUUACCCAAAAAGACUCACAGCUGUAAUCGCAGCCAAAGGUGCUCCUACAAAGUAUUGACUCAGGGGGUGUGAAUAUUUAUGUAAAUGAGGUAUUUCUGUAUUUCCUUUCCAAUACAUGUGUAAAAAAAAAAAAAAAAACAUGUUUUCACUUUGUCAUUCUAAGGCAGGGGUGAGCAAACCUUUUUGCUCAAGGGCCACAUUGAGUUUUUGAAACCAAUUGAAGGGCCACAUACUAUAUGUGUGACAAAACAUGUGAAGCCUUUAUUCAUUUUCACAUUGACACGCAACUACUAGUGUACUGUAGGUGUACAUAUGCUUGCAGAACAAUUCUACCCUUGUACCAUCUCUACCCUUGUUUUUGGUGAACACAUUUUUCACAACAUUUUAAAAAAAUUUGUAUAAUUUAUAACAUCACAGACACAGUCAAACACACACACACAGAUCCUGCAUCUCUACCCUUGUAAAGUACAAUAAAACUUACAGUCACAGUAUGCAAACUUAAAAAUAGAUAUAUGUUAUAUGUCUGGAGACAUGCAUAAUGGAACAGCAGAUGUGUAAAAAAAAACUAUUCUAACAUUUGAGUGAAACAUAUGGUAAGAGCAUCUGUUUCAUUUGGAAUGGUCUGUUUUUGAAAGCAUAUUAAGGAACAAUUCUCAUCUCCAUUGUGAGCCAUAUUUACAGUUAUCCAAUCACCUCAACCCAAAUCUGACUGAUUUAGUUAUUACCUGUAUCCAAGUGCAUUGCUGGAUAAUUCUAACUGCAUAACCAUCACCAUGAAAAAUCAUAAUCCCUGCCUACCUCAGUCACGGUUAUUCAAGUCUUAAUGUGAACAAUGGGUCUGGUCACCUCUCUUGGCGAGGGCAUCAACGUCUGGUGUCAUCUUUGAUGUAGAGAUUCUCAGAACAGCUGACAAGUGGUCAUUUGUUAAAUUUGACCUGUGACGGGAUUUGUUGUAAUUCAUGACUGAGAACGUUUGUUCACACACAUAUGUGGACCCGAAUAAAACAAGCAUCCUUUGGGCGUGCUUUUUAAUGUUUGGAAACUUUGUUUCAUUCAGUGAGCCAUAGACCUGGUCUAUUGUUGCUGUUUUGUACUUCUCCUUCAAAGCACUGUCACAUUGGAUGUCGAUGAGCUCCAAUUGUGUGUCUGGUGGUGCUUUCUCACUGUUGAAAGACAGGGGGCAUGAUACAAGCUCCAGCUCAGUCUCAAUAUUGGUGAAGUCUGAGAAGCGGCGGGAAAACAUGCAGGUUGGUCAAAGUGCUACUGUAUGUCUCAGUGCGGCACUGCGAUGUGGGCGCGUUCAGUGCGGCCAGCGUCAGAAAAUGAGCGAGAGACCGGCUGCUCAUUUGUCUGGAGAACAACAUAAGUUUGGCCUUGAAUGCUUUCACGUUGGAAUACAGUUAAUGUACAAAAAUACAAUUUCCCUGCAGUUUCACAUUUAGAUCGUUCAGACGCCGCAAUAUGUCCACACCGAAAGCAAAGUCUCCCAGCCAGUCUGUGUCUUUCAACUCGGAGAAGUCGUCAGCUUUACCAACCGUAUCAAGGAACAUACCUAUCUCCCCUCUCAGUUCCCACACAAGGGGCGACAAUUGUAAUUGCCGCUAACCUUAGCAGCCUUGGAAAACUGUAGGCACGAAUGGUGAACUGACAGUGCGUAUAGCUCACUCACUCGCUUUGCGGAUGUAAGGGUGACCAGUAAAGAGGUCUUAAAGGAGAGAUAUUUCAACUAUAUGGUUUCCUGCGGCUCAAAAGGCUAUGAAAUCCUCAAGCACAAUAGACAAAUCCCAUGAUGGGAGUAAAAGCUUGGGAACUGGACGUAAGUAAGGCGCCCCCUUAAUAAAAUGACAUAACAUGGGGUGUUUUCCCACAAUGUUCUAGUUGAAGGCUAUAUGACAGGCUGAGAUAGCGGCUAGAUAGACCUUAAGAGUGGAUAAAGCCUUCCCUCUGUCCAAAAGGUCCUGCAAAAAGCAUAAAAACUUGGAAACAGAGCAUUGGUAAGGAAUGAUCUGUUUUUGGUCAAACCACUUCUCAAAAACCCACAACUUAUUUCCAUACAGUGAGCAUGUAGAAGGGCCCCUAGCACUCUGGAUAGUCUCAAUGACUCCUAGAAGCAGGCCUGUCACAUCCAGAUUUAACCUCAAACAGGCCAGGCCCAGAGGACCAUGGCAUCCAGGUGAGGGUGGAAAAUCUAAGGCUCGUCGUACAACAGGAUAAUGAUCUCCGCUAUCCAGAGUUUGCCUUGCCAUCGAGGGGCUACUGAGAUAUGGGAUAAGCAUUCUUCCCUCACUCUAGCCAGAAUGAGGGGAGGAAAAGCUUAAAGCAACACCCUCGGCCAAGGGUGUGCCAGCGCGUCCACCCCCAGUGGUGUGUCUCCUGCUAGUGCGAAGAACAACGGGCAGUGCACGUUUUCUUGCAAUGCGAAGAGAUCUACGGAUGCUUGACCAUAAUACAGAUGGAAGUCUGUCAUCCUCAGUAGUCCUGAGAUGGUGGAUGCCAUCAACCCCAGCACUCGGAGGCACGCCUUGAACAUGACAGAGCGCCCACUGUGGAACAGGGAGGGGCACAGCCGGAAUGACCCGAUGAGAGUGUUGCCUGAUAAGAGAGCGAAUCCAACAUUACGCCUAGGUAUUCUAUUCUCUGUGUUGGCACCAAACGUAACUUUAUCUGAUUGAUCUUGAACUCUAGUUCGGAGAGGUAGGUUACAAGGGAAGUUGUGUCUCUUACCGCUUGUUCCCGGGAUGGGGAGCAAAGCAGGUAAUCGUAGGUGGAGAGUCUCAGCCCCUUGUUUCUCAGGGGUGUGACGGCUGCCUCUACACACUUGCUGAUCGUUCGGGGAGCUAGCGCUAGCCCGAAUGGGACAGCAAGGUAUUCGUAGGCUGUGCCUUGAAAAGCAAACCUCAGAAACCUCCUGUGUGCUGGCAGGAUGAUUAUGUGGAAAUAAGCAUCCUGCAGGUCGACUGAGGUGAACCAAUCGCCUUGACGAAUAGAGCGAGACAGCACAUUGACUGUAAGCAUACAGAACAUGAACUUCGUCAGAGGACCCAUAGGUCCAGAAUGGGGGUGAAUUCUCCCCUUUUUUGGGGAACCAGGAAGUACUGAGAGUAGAAGCUGAGGUGGUUCUCUGGCUCAGGUAUCGUCCUGAUACCCCCUUUGCUUAAUAGAGAGGAGAUGUCCUGCUCUAGUAUGCGUGCCGAGUUGCCAGUCGAUACUGAUUCAAAAAUUCUGUUGAAAACAGGUGGUCUCAGACCGAACUGCAGUCUGUACCCCUUUGUAACUGUAGACCAGAAGGGUUUUAGGAGCACAGAUGUGCUUCUCCCCCAGUGGGGGGUCUGUGCGCCACCCGAGAGAUGGCAGGUCAGAACACAGGGUGAACUGUUGGCUGCCCCUCUCUGCCGCAUGCGGUGUACCCCUGGAUCGGGCCCCCAUUUUUCCCUACAGGGGAACCAAAUGGGUGGGACUUUGAUCUGGCUGCAGUGAAGGACCGUUUUCCCAACUGUCGCACCCAAACUGUGGGAUCGAUGCCCAAUACGUCACUCGGGGCUUCCUGUGGAAAGCCCUGUUGCCAGCGAAUUGCCUUCUCCCUGCCACGAAGCCUUGGUUUGUGGAGGGGUAGGCCGGGUAGCCACAAUUCUCCGGUCUAGGAGGCAGGCAGAAGUUUAAGGCUUCGCCCUCCUUCUUUAGAAGUAUGCACUUCUGCCACAUGGCGGUGACAGCCGGCCCAACAGUUCCUUCGGCAGCUUUCUCCUUGUCUGCCAGGCUAGACAAGUUGAGCCACAAGGCUCUCUCCCCUACCACUCCAGCCUUGAAUGGCGCUCCUGGAGGCUUGGAGGUUGAGGUCUGUGAUGACACAGAUCUAAUCCCAAAGGUCUGGUUUAGGCUUGCCAAUAGCUAGGAGAUUAUGCAUCUCUAGCAUGAAAUCACCCUGUUAAGCCAGUAGUAGGGACUUAAAGUUUAAUGCUGUACAGAACGUGUGGGCCUAGAUGGCGAGGGUCGAGAGGUCAUACCCUCGCCAUCGUCUUCGUCGAUGACGAGGUCCAAUUCCCCCUCCUCCUUGGCCAAACCCUGGAAAAGUGGGUGAAUGCCCUCGGGAUAGCCAUCCAUGACGUCCUCCCAUGAGGGCUGGGUCUGUGAGGCAGUCUCCCCGCUCAUGUUCGGUGUUGGAGACGAACCACAUUGGGCUGCUCUGCGCACUCUCCGUCUGAGGGUGUUAGCAGCAAAAAACCUACAAUGGAUGCAUAACCAGUGGUCAUCGAAAGCUGUUCCGCGUGUUCGAGACCCAGGCAGAUGGGUAUGGUUUCUCUGCAUAUGGUUGCCCCGCAAAGGCACGGGUGUGCCGGUGAUGAAGCAGGGGCCGGGGCCUUGCUCAGUACCCCAUGGGCUGAGCUAGUAGGCUCCAUGGCUACAAAAACAGCUAAUCCAAGAACAAAGUGAAAAGUAACUAGCGUUUGCCACAUGGGCUAGUAGCCUAGCUAGUUAGCACUAGCUGGAGUAGCUAAUCAUUUAACAAUGUCAACGUAGCUAGUGUUCGCCAAGUUAGCCAAAGGAAGCUAGGCCUUGUUGGUCUUCAACUAAUAAAAGCGUGGCUCUUGACUGAUAAGCAGAGAAGCUAGGACGGUUGGUCUAGUCAACGUGGCAAGGAAGUGGGUUGAACUAAACGAGAGAGCGAGCUAGUAAUUCUACCCUUCCAGGUAGAGAAAUUAGUCCGUAGGAUAGCUAGCCUUGAGACGAGCUAGCCAGGUUAGCUAAGCCUUGCAGCUAAGCUAGCCAAGUCUCAGCAGCUAGCCGUGUGACUUUAGCUACAACGAGAUGAGGGAAGAAAAGCGGUGAAGCAGAUUCUUACCUUAAGCAAAAAUCAUUUCGGUAAAGUCACCGAACACAAAAUACGAGAGCUGAAAACCCUGCGUUCAGCAUCGUAACCUUGACGGCACACCUGUGAAUAGUUAAACAGGAAAACGGAUCAAGUCAUGCUGAGGAGAGCUAUAUAUAACUCUUCUGUGAAUAAGAGAGGUGAGAAUGAUCAGAGGGUGGGCGAGUGGCUCUUUAGUAUGAGGGGAGCAACUCCCUCAUUCGCCACUCGACCUGUCUGUCUCCAACAGACGUGUAAAUUGGGUUCUUCGAGCUCCUUAGAGAUUCUGGUGAAUCCCACUAGUGAGAUAUUGAAAAUCAUAAUUAAAACAGAACCCCUUAUUCACAUUAAAACCAUUGUUAGCUCUAUGAUAAGAUUAUAUAAGUAAUAACCAUUAUUUGCAUGGUCAUUUCUCCAUGUUAUCUAUCCUUUACAGAACAGUGAUGCAAUAUGUGGUCAUCAUAUCAAGGGUUAAAAGGUGGUCGAAUGAAUCAGCCUCAUAAUAGUUUUCGGUUUCUCCCCAUCAUUUAAGUUUUAGGGCGAAUAACUGUUUAUAUUCUGCAUCCUUGCUGACCAGGUAGCUUCCAGUGACACUGACAUCCGUCUAUUAGUGCUGAGUGAUUAACCCAUUUUUAAUUAAAACUUUCAUAUUAAACAACUUAUUCACUGACGUUGGUUCAAUUACAUGAAUUCCAUUUAGUUUGCUUUUCUUGUGAGCCCAACACACUAAUUCUCUAGAGAGAAAUCAAAUCAUUAAUGAGAGAAAUCAAGUCAAGAACUAUGUGGGACGCUGGGCUGAAGAGAGAUGUGGUUUUCAUUAAGCAAAUAUUCAACCUAGUUCAGCGCAGAAACGUGGUAAUUAACUACAAUGAACAUAAUCCAUUGCGCCUGUUCUUUCUGUCUCGGACAGAGACAGAUACACUUUUAUGCCUGCUACUUUAGGUUAGAUACACACAGACCGCAUAGACCGCAUGAGAGAGGAAUAUACAGUACACAACACAAUAAUGAGAGGGAUAGAGACAAUUAGUGAAAGUAUGCCUUAUCUAUUUUGAAGAACUAGUAAAAUUAUUUGGUCAGACGGCUCUGCAGCAUACUUAGCCAGGGUAGCCUAGCUAAAUAGGAUGAGUAAAGACAGUACGGUAUGGGGAGCACUGAGUUAACAUUAGAUGGUCUGGUUGGCUGGCUGCUACUGCCUGACCCGAGAUGAGAUUAUGACUUUAAGAAAUGCCAAGCAGCACAGUAUACACAACUGAAAUAUUGUAUUAUUUCAUAGUAAUUUCCUAUUUUUGUAUUGAUGUCUAGUCAAUGUGGACCUGACAGACAAUGGAACAUUUUCAAUGUUUUGGCAAUUGAAUGUUCACUAUUUUUGGCUUUAGAAAAAUCUGUCGAUGUGCCCUUGAGCAAGGCACUUAACCCUAAUUGCUCCUGUAAAUCGCUCUGGAUAAGAGCAUCUGCUAAAAUGACUAAAUAAAAUAAAAUAAAAGUAUGCCUUAUUUACUUUGAAGAACUACCAAAAUAGUGAUUUUGUCAGACAGCAUAGCUCUAUAGAGAUGAUAUGAUGACUUGAAAUUAAACAAAUAAUAAUAAUAAUAAUAAUAAUAUGCCAUUUAGCAGAUGUAAUAACACAAGUGAAAUAUUUUAUUUAAGCAAAGUAAUGUGAAUAAAUGAUGGUUAAUAAGUGAAAAGCAGUUAUGGGUCACUACCAUCAUGGGACUUGUAUUCAUUGUUUUAUUCUGUGUUGUUACAGCAUUCAACCCACAUAAUGCAUAGUACUGUAAGUCGCUCUGGAUAAGAGCGUCUGCUAAAUGACUAAAAUGUAAAUGUAAAUGUACAUUUCAUGUUUUAAAAAAUUAUUGAGACCGAAAUUGAAAACCGUGAUUCUUUUAUAAUAAUCGAACAGAAACCGAACCCUCCUCAAAAAGCACUAAUCGCUCAGCACUACCCUCUAUGCAAUUCAUAUAGAAAUUAUGUAUUAUCUCGACUUAAUAAUGGCUGUAUAGAGCUAUAGCUGUUUUAUGACCCAAUAUUGUUUCCGUAAUGUUGUGUUUACAUCAAUAGAUCCUACGCUCAUCAUUGGUAAACAGGACUAAAGCUCAUAUUUCAUGGAACAUGGGACUGCUCUGCGAUCAUGAGGGAGAGAAUAUUGGUUCAUCUCUGAUCUAAAUUAAUACCUCAUUCAUUAUUUACCAGUGUCUGACAGAGAGUAUAUCACAGUCCUUAGACUCCCACUAUGUAUUUUAAUCACAAAUGAGCUUUUCUCUCUGUCCUGUGUGUGUGUGUGUGUGUGUGUGUGUGUGUGUGUGUGUGCGUGCAUCUGUCUCUCAGGUUGAAAAAGAGUCAGGAGGAGGGUGCAGAGGGAGGGGAGUGUGAAGGUGCUGCCGUGGGGGGUGAUGAUGGUGAUGGAGACGGCUCCGGGGAGGCUGAGGGAGGCACAGAGGAUGAGGAUCCCGAACCCGAACCUGAGUCCUCCUCCAAACUGAGCAUGUGCGGCUCGGUCUGCUCCUCUCCUGGCAGCUGCUAGCACCACACCGCCACCUGGUGGUCUCACAGGCUGCUGUGUGUGUGCGUGUGUAACCAUGCCUAUAGAUACUUUAACCUCUCCUAUGUAGCCAUGAUGACUGGGUGAACAGGAUCGCACAGCAGAACAACAACGCACAGCAGGACACAAAAUGGCUCCCCUAUUUCUUCUUCUGUAGCAUCCAUCGUUAAGGCAUGAAUGGGACUGCAGGUUCCAGAGCGGUCCUGCCCUCCGCGCCCUAGAGUAAACGCUAACUAUCUUCUAUGCAACGUACAGUAUAGCAUGAAAGUAAGGUAUCAUUACGAGAGGGGAUAACAAGCAGCAGAAGCCACAAGCACAGUAUAUGAGCCUGAUGACAUACAGAGAAAUAGGAGACAGGUUUAAGAGUGUACGAGAUUUCUUUAGCAGAGCCUCUCCGCUCUUUCAGCCUCGGGUAGAUGUAGCUCCCUCUGCAAACUCACAUGCUAAAUUAUUCAAAUAGAGUUAGGCACUCUUAGCUUUCUUUGCCUGUGUAGCUCAUGCAAUCCCUCUCAUACUCUCUGUGCACCCUAUUUGGAACUACAAUAUUACUGUUGUUGGGUUACCUUCCCCCAAAUGCCUUUCAUUUCAAUUAUAAUAUAUAAUUGUUAAAGUAUCACAAUGCCAAUAUACAGUGUAGUGCACAUAGAAAUAUAAUUGCUAUUAUAUUACUAUGUUCUAUGGGAUUCUAUUUCUAAGGUAUUGCAGUGGAUAGAGACUUUAAGAUGUUAAUGCUGUUUCAAGUUGCAGAGAGUGAGCCUUAUAAGCAUAUAAUACUGUAUGGGCCCAUUAAGGAUAAGGAGGUUUUGCAAGUGUAAAUAAACCACUAGUUCAAUCCAAUACUGUAAAACCACUUUAAAUGGUGUUGAUUGUUAAUCAAUAGCCAUUCAUCACACGUAAUUAUAUCUACAUUAUGCAUCAGCAUGCCAGUUUGAUAUUCCUACACGGAUUACGCUCCUCCACCAAAUCCUUUUCCCCUACAGUGUUAGAUUUUCAAAGGCCCUAAGUACAACUGUGGUGUAAGUGAAGGUUUCCCUCACCAUCGAUCUCUGUGACUGUUGCCAAGAUGCUGUUCUUCUCACACUGUUCCAUUGUGGGCUACAUGCUCGUACUGCUUUAGUGCUUAUCUGUUCAACAUAAACAUUGUCACUAACAGGGGAUCAGACCAUAGAAAUAUAAUUAUAUUGAAUGUACCCAUGAGGGUGCAGUCAAA
This is a messenger RNA of Coregonus sp. 'balchen', 61188 nucleotides long. The record is from the annotation of a GenBank genome assembly. NCBI's taxonomy places the organism in Eukaryota, Metazoa, Chordata, Actinopteri, Salmoniformes, Salmonidae.